CCCACAGCUGUGUUGUGCACAUUGUCCCAACGUUCCAUCCUGCUUUACAGGGCGAUCGAUGCAGAACGCGUCAAUGCUGCGACAGUGCCCGCUGCUGGUACCCCAGGACCUGCAUGGGAGAGUGUAUGAUGGCUUCCUCAGCCUCCAGGUAGCACAUACACACACUGUUACUGCUGCAGUUACUGCCAUAGUAAUGCCUCUGGGAGAUAUGGGCAUUUAUACAGAGCAGCUGUCAGUAUGGUUAGGGACAAGUUUUAGGCAGUAGGAGUGUUACAAUCUCUUCUACCUUUUUCUUGGGUUUAUUGAUUGACCAUUUAGCUGCUAUAAUGAUAUGGCAGCUAUAGAUUUUAGAGUCUGUGACAUAGAUGAUAACAUGUAUUAAAAACCUUUUGUUGUACACUUUUUAUUUAAAAUACAUUCAGAUAAAUGUGUGACAACUGCAUAUAGAUGUAGCUCUGCCCCCUGUAAUAUUUCUGCAAUAGUGAGAGGCACACUAUGUUCACCCAGACCACUUCAGCUGAUUGAAGUGGUUUUGGUGCAGUGUCCCUGUCUGUCACCUAGUCCUGCAAUGUAAAACAUUGCAAUUUUUGAGAAACGGCAAUAUUGACAAUGCAUUAUUAAGGCAGCCUCCCUCUAGAGGCGCAACAGGGAUUUUACAGGUCGCCUAACUGAUGCUGGGCGUGCUCACCCAUCCAGCGUCAGCUAAAUCCCUAUAGGAAAGCAUUAAAGGGACUCUCCAGUGCCAGGAAAACAUUUGUUUUCCUGGCACUGCAGGUCCCCUGCAGUCCCCCUCCCACUCUGACUUACCUGAGUCCAGCGCUGAUAUCCCUCGGCGCUUGGUCAGGCUCUGCCUACUCUCCUCUCCCGCAGACGUCACCCGGCGGGGGAGACCUAAUGAGCUUUCCUAUGGGGAUUCCGGCGAUGCUGGAGGUCCUCAUGCAUAGCGUGAGGACGUCCAGAGUCGUUUAAAAAAACUCUUUGUGUUAAGAACACGGAAGUCCCUCUAGUGGCUGUCUGAUAGACAGUUACUAGAGAAGGACUUAACCCUGCAAGGUAAUUAUUGUAGUUUAUAAAAAUUUCAAUAAUUACACUUGCAGGGUUAAGGGUGGUGGGAGUUGACACCCAGACCACUCCAAUGGGCAGAAGUGGUCUGGGUGCCUGGUGUGCCUAUAAUGCAAGAGACCCCUAAUGCGCCCAGGACGCUCACCACACGUGUGCAUUAGGUCCCCCUCAUCUGAAGACAUCUGAGUAGGCGUAGCACCGUAAAAUGCAGAGUAAACCUCCGCUAUGUUAAUCAGAUUGUGUCUUAGUAGACCGCAUUGCUGUGAAGGAGAAAAGGUAAGUAAAAUACUUUUUUUUUUUUUUUUUAAUAUAACCUUGGCAGCAAUGGCCCAGUCACCUAAACGGUGACUAGGACACUAGCUUUAGGAAUACAUAUUUUAUUCCUAACCCUAUAGUGUUCCUUUAAAGGAUGUGUCACCUCAAAAUUAUUUUUACUUUAAUAAUUUUUUCAUCAUGGUUUGAAAGGAAAUAUAUAUAUUUAAAAUGAUGAGAAUGUAAAAAAAAAAAAAAAAAAAGUGAAAAACUGACCCUACCUUUAGUUUGGUAAAACAGUAUUUGAAUACCUACGAUUACAGGGCUAUUCACUAAACUGUAGAUUAGGGAUCGACCGAUUAUCGGUCUGGCCGAUAUUAUCGGCUGAUAUUCUGUAUUUUCAGCAAUAUUGGUAUCAGCCAAUAAAGAUACCAAUAUUGCCGAUAAUGCAGACCAGGGUCCUGGGGGGGCCCAGCACACUCUUACUUACCUUCCCUUCAUCUCCCCUGUCAAACUCUCGCGAGUCCCGCGGCUGUCGGGUUACCAUGGCAACGCUCCGCGCGGCGCAUAGGCCGCGAGAGUUAGACAAGGGAGCUGCUGGGAAGGUAACUAAGAGUGUGCUGGCUCCCUCUGCACAGUCCAUGCCACUGGAUCACCAGGGAAUGCCACAUCCUCCCUCCCUGGCCAGGUAAGAAGCAGGUAGGGGGGACUAAAACAUAAUUUAAAAAAAAAUAAAUAUAAAAAAAAAAAAAAAUUAAAAUGCCCCUGCCCCUUUUUACACACUUGGCAUACCCACACAAACACUCACUGCACAAACACACACACUACACAAACACACACACUCUGCAUUCAUGAUAUACACACAGUACACACACACACACACACUCUGCAUUCACUAUACACACUACACACUGCAUUCACUAUACACACAAUACACAAACACACACUGCAUUCACUAAUCAAAUACUAAUCCAUCCACUAAACACACAUAUAUUCUUGAAAACAUAAAUUUUGACUGGCAUGUAUAUUUAUUGCAUUUACCUUAAUAAAAAAAAAAAAAAAAUUGCAAAUAAAUAAAUAAAUAAUAAACAUGUUCAGUUAACAGUAGAGUUGUGUAGAAAUAGUUUCUUUUUUUAAAAAUGGUAAAUGUACAGAAUAUCGUUAUUGGCCUGAAAGUUCACAGAUUAUCGGUAUCGGCUCUAAAAAAAAAUAUCAAUAUCGGUCGAUCCCUACUGUGGAUUAUGUCCGCAAGGAUAAAACUGGUAAAAGUUACCAAAUUCCAACCGCAAUGGCAAUUCUCAGAUUUACUAAAGCCAAGUACAAUAUGAAUUCAGCCGGCCCAAACAAAUCCGCAUUAUUCGCCCGUAUGCAUUCAGUGUCUGGAUUAAAAUGUGCCCUAUCCCAUGUAGAACACUGGGUUCUCUAUUAUUAAGAAUAAUGUUUCACAUUAGUUUAUCAGUUAUACCAGAAUCUUACAUAGUAUAUACCACUGGAAACAGGUCAUGAUGAAAUUACUGCAAGGUGCACUAUCUCCAGUUUAAAGGGAUACUAUAGUAUCUCCUCCCUUGCUUCCCCUCCCUCAAGCCCCCCAUCCACCCUUUAUUUACUUAUCUUACCCCAGCCCCAAUGUCCCUCGGUGUGGGAUGACUCACUUCCCCUUCAGCGUCCUGCAACGAGCAGGCGCUAAUGCGCACACGCUGCAAAUGCCGUGCGCAUUAAACAUCCCCAUAGGAAAACAUUGAGUCAAUGCUUUCCUAUGGGGAAAAAAUCUGACGCUAGGUGUCAUUAUACAGAACAUGAGGACGUCCAGCGUCAGAUACCGGAUCAAAGAUCCGUUUCGAUCCAGGAAGCACCAUCAGUGACUGGAGGCAGACUUAGAGAUGCAAUGUAAACAUUACAGUUUCUCUGAAAUUGCAAUGUUUUACAUUGCAGCUCUAAGCGCAAAAGGGACACUGCACCCAGACCACUUUAAUGAGCGGAAGUGGUCUGGGUGCCUAUAGUGUCCCUUUAAUAAGUUAAUCACUCAUAUUUGGAGAGCAGUUUAUAUUGUUUUAUUUAACAAAAUUAACAUUAUAUAGCACACAAAGUUUGGAAUUUGCUUAAUCAUAGAUGUUUAACUGAAGUGGUUAAACAAAAAAAAAUAAUAUAUAUAUAUAUAUAUAUAUAUAUCUGCAAUGAUAAGCCUUCUUACCUAAGUCCCCAUCAGGGUGGCAAGCCUUUUCUGAUGCUAGGUGAUGCCCACCUUUCUUCUGCAAAUGCCAAUCUCCCUGGUCUUUCAUAGACUCUGUGCAAAUUAUAUGCAGAGAAUUGACAUUAGCCAACCUGAGGUUGCUGUUCCGGCCUGCCUACGGAUGUACUAAUGAUGCUGCUGGCAUUGGAGUGGCACCUCUAACAGCAAUUUAAAAUAUAUGUCAAUAUGUGCAGAAUUUCAUAUUGAAAAGCCCAGUACUCUCACUCCAUGACCACUACUAAUCACAGAAUUGGUUAUGUUGCUUGGAGUAACCCUUUAAAGGACCACUAUAGUGCAAGGAAAACAUACUCGUUUUCCUGGCAAUAUAGUGCCCUGAGGGUGCCCCCACCCUCAGGGACCCACUCCCGCCAGGCUGGAUGGAGAGAAAGGGGUUAAACUUACCUUUUUCUCCAGCACCGGGCGGGGAGCACUCCGCCUCAUCUCCUCCUCUUCGGCUGAAUGCGCAUGCGUGGCAGGAGCUGCGCGCGUAUUCAGCCAGUCCAUAGGAAAGCAUUCAGAAUGCUUUCCUAUGGACGCAAGCAUCUUCUCCCUGUGAAAAUCACAGUGAGAAGCGCGGAAGCCCUCUAGCGACUGUCAAUGAGACAGCCACUAGAGGCUGGAUUAACUCAUAGGUAAACAUAGCAGUUUCUCUGAAACUGCUAUGUUUACAGAAAAAAAGGGUUAACCCUAGCUGGACCUGGCACCCAGACCACUUUAUUAAGCUGAAGUGGUCUGGGUGACUAUAGUGGUCCUUUAACCCCUUAAGGACCAAACUUCUGGAAUAAAAGGGAAUCAUGCCAUGUCACACAUGUCAUGUGUCCUUAAGGGGUUAAAGCAAGCUGUGUGUGUGCAUAGAUUUGCAGAAUAACAAGUGUGUUAAGGUCUUUUUCUGAACAAUGUUUGUUUAUUUUAUGACAUUUUUUGCUCUGGAAAAAGUGCAAGUUAUCUCUGCAGACACAAGUUCAAUUAACUGGGAUUAAUGUAACUCAUUUUCCAAAAAUGUAAAUAUCUCAUGAAUAUAUAGCCUUGUGCUUCAUAACUAAUCCAUAUUUUAUGCUUCAUAACUUUUGAACUAUAAUGUAUCUCAAACAGAAAACUACCUUUAUCUAAAGGACUUUCAUAAAUAGAAAUCCAAUUUAAAUAAAAACAGAUUUUUCUUUAAAAAUAAAUAAAAAAAAAAUCAUUAAUUUUAUCCACCAUGACUUGCUUUCAAAACUUGAUGAAAUAAUUAUUGUAUUAAAAAUAGUUUUGAGGUGACUAUUGUCCUUUAAAUUUACUGCUUCACUAUUAGAAGAAUUGACAUUCGGCAUCAUACUGUUGUACACGAUGGUGUGGAAUGCUAAAACCUUUUGAUUUUGGAAGGUUUACAAGAAGUGUCUUUCAGCUGACAGCCACUAUAGGUAUGCACUCUGCAAAAUGAAAAUGUGCUGUUUCUCUGAAAUGGCAAUGUUUACAUUUGUCAUAAAAAAAUGAGUCCGCAUCAAUGCACCAAACAUUAAGAUGGAUCCAGUUACUAAUUUUUCUGUUGCCUAGGGCGGAAUUUAAAGAUAUUAGGGAUGAUGUUUCCAAUUCUAUGUUUAGUUGUAGUGGUAUUAAAUUCAGUAGAAAAAAAUAUUUUUAAACUCAUUUAUUGGGGUAUGGGGGCUUUGUAGUAUUAGAACAAAAUUGUAACUUGACACAACCUGUAUGAUUAAAACCCAUUGAUGACAUACAUAUUUUUUGUUUGUUUCCAUUUCCUUGAAGGGAGUUUUUGUUUUUUUCGCAGAUCAUAUUUUUUCUUCCUGACAGCUGAUUUUACUUUGCAUUAACAACAAACAAAAUCCGUAUAAGUAAACUGACAUCAGUACAUUAGUGAACCCAAUGCCUACAUUAUUACUGUUGUUUGCAAGAAAUGUUUUUUUGACUUGUAGCCCCUGUAAAUUGUAACUCCCCUUUUCAGCAGCAGUUCAGCAUUUCCCUUAAAUAUAAAUAGUCUUUCUCUCUAUACAUAAUAAAAAAAAAAAAAAAAAAAAGCAAAUCGCAUUUUUAAAUAGAGCUUUUAUACACAAACGUGAACUUAAAGGACCACUAUAGUGCCAGGAAAACAUACUCGUUUUCCUGGCACUAUAGUGCCCUGAGGGUGCCCCCACCCUCAGGGUCCCCCUCCCGCCCAGCUCUGGAAAGGGGAAAGGGGUUUAAACUUACCUUUUUCCAGCGCUGGGCGGAGAGCUCUCCUCCUCCGAUCCGCCCCGUCGGCUGAAUGCGCACGCGCGGCAAGAGCUGCGCGCGCAUUCAGCCGGUCGCAUAGGAAAGCAUUUAAAAUGCUUUCCUAUGGACGCUGGCGUGCUCUCACUGUGAAAAUCACAGUGAGAAGCACGCAAGCGCCUCUAGUGGCUGUCAAUGAGACAGCCGCUAGAGGGAAUGGGGGAAGGCUUAACCCAUUCAUAAACAUAGCAGUUUCUCUGAAACUGCUAUGUUUAUAAAAAAAAUGGGUUAACCCUAGAAGGACCUGGCACCCAGACCACUUCAUUAAGCUGAAGUGGUCUGGGUGCCUAGAGUGGUCCUUUAAUGCUUUUAGAAAAAUGAUAAAGUGGUUUAGUACAUGUACAUGAAUGAAAGUUGUAAGCAUAUAUUUUUUUCCCCAUUUACUUGUGCUAGUUUAAAAUUGGGACUGUGACACACAAUAUGUAUGGAUAAGGUCUGAUUCCGGAAUACACAGCAAUAGCAAGUUGCCAGAAAACUAGUAAAAAAAAAUAAACAAAUACAAAAGUUUUCACCAAGGGCAUUAGAGUAUAAACUAUUAGAACGGCUGCACACACUUUUUUUCCCUCUUACAAUAAAUUUGGAAUCCCACAAUACUCCUAAACAUUGAUCUUUUCACUAGGGAGAGAUGUAAACUAAAAACACAAAGUAGAACUGUCACAUGUUUUAUUUGUAGUGUUUAGGUGGGUGGAUUAAAAAAAAAAAAAAACAACAACAAAACAGUUGAAUUCUUUUAUGUAAAAUAUCCAUUUGACAUAAAUAAACUUGUUUCUGCCUCUUUGAAUGGACUAGUGGGCAGGUACAUAAGAUCUGAUUUGGCUUCAGUGUUGAAAUUCCUUUUUCUAAUUUACACAAGUGCUAGUUUAGUGAAUAAUCCCAAAUUUAUUGAUAGAAUUGCACAGCUAUUGUUGUUCUUAUCUUAUUUUUUUAAAUUUAUUUAAAAAAAAAAAAAAACCUUUUCCAUUCCUUAUUCUUUUUUUUUUCCACAUAGGAUAAGGAUUUUCGAGUGCGGAUAAAUUUACCUGCAGAUCUGCAGCUACAAAAUGCAAAGUAAGUAAAUUCCUAGCACAAGCUAUAUUUGUGUAAUUAUAUUUUACUUACUCAAACACCUCCAGGCUGAAUUCAGUAAACACCAAAGGCACCCACCCAAUGGUAUUAGGUUGUCCAUAUGCAUUGCAAGUCCGGUGCUUUAGGCAAUUGCCAGCCUCUUAAGCUUAGCUAAACAUCCAGGAAGUAACAAGAACAGUUGUCUGACAUCCAGAGGUGUAAAAGUGCCAAGUUCUAUUGGAAUCUGCACUUUUUGAUUAAAAGAAGAGGCCACACUACACUAAUGAAGUACUUUAGCAAGUUUGUUGGCUUGAGGUGUUUGGAGUGUUUCUUUAAAAAUAUUCAGUUUGCAGUUUACUUGCAAUUGGACUGAACUGUUUUUGCAUAAGUAACCGAAACCUGAUGGAUUCAAUGAGGUUUUAAUUCUGUCGAUAGUAAGCAAAGUGAGUCUCAUAAGAAUUUUAUCAUCUACACCGAAGAGAGUUGAUUUAAAUUAAACUGAUUAACCCUUUCUUAAUAGAUUAAAUGGUUCAGUUACCUUUAACUAUAUUUGUGUACCUUAAAUUUACCUAAAUUUGAAAAAAGUCUUCCACUUGCUAGCUGUGGGUAUUUAAUUUAUUUAUGAUUAUUUUUUAAUAGACCACUACUACUACUUAGUUAUAUAGGCUGAAAAUGGAUGUGUCCAUCAAGGUCAGCCUUUCUCAUGUGUUUUUACUAUUGUUUUAUUUUUAUAGAAUACAGUGCAGUUGGCCAUUAAAGAAUGCUUUGCAAGGAUAUCAGCAUAUUUUGAAACAGGUAUAGAUUUAUUCUUUCUUUUAAUAUUUUAGUUUUGACUGUGUACUUAAUUUUAUCAAAAUAAGCAAUAUAUCAUAUACAAAGAAGGUAAAAUUGGGUCUGCUAGAAACAAAAUCUCCCCUCCCCCGCUGUUUCUUCUAUGUAUUAGUAUAGGCUCUGCUCACUUGAAUGCGCAUCUUUUUAUAUAUUUAAAUUGUACAACAUCAUGCCCGCCCUUAAAGUGACCACAACAUCUAGGCAACGUCACAUUCUAUCACUUUAGAGGCACAGAGAUGGUGUGGACCAAUCAGAAAGUGUGUUAGCCUAUAAAAAGUUAAAGGGACACUAUAGUCACCAGAACAACAACUUAUUGAAUUUGUUCUGGUGAGUAGAAUCAUUACCUUCAGGCUUUUUGCUGUAAGAACUGUCUUUUCAGAGAGAAUGCAAUGUUUACAUUACAGCCUAGUGAUAACUUCACUGGCCACUUCUCAGAUAGCGGUUAGAGAUCCUUCCUGGUUCAUGGUUGCCUAAAAUGCAUCCAAACAUUCAGUAUCUCCUCCCUCUGCAUGCAGACACUAAACUUUCCUCAUAGAGAUUCAUUGAUUCAACUCAUCUCUAUGAGGAGAUGCUGAUUGGCCAGGGCUGUGUUUGAAUCAUGCUGGCUCUGCCCCUGGUCUGCCUCUUUGUCAGUCUCAGCCAAUCCUAUGGGGAAGCAUUGUGAUUGGAUCAGGCUACCACUUCUGAUGAUGUCAGCAGACAGCCUGUUUUUCUGAGGCAAACAGCAUGCAGAUCUAUAGCUUCAGGCUUGAAUACAGUAAGAUUUGCUAUAUUUAUGGAGGGAUGAGGAGCCCAGGGGGCUAGAUGGGGGUUUUAACACUAUAGGGUCAGGAACACAUGUUUGUGUUCCUGACCCUAUAGUGAUCCUUUAAUUUGGGCCUUUGUUUCUACCUUGAUACACGUUAGUUCUUAUAGUAAGUCUCUCUUGAUAUAUUUUGAUAUGGAACUGAGUUUGUAUUUGACUUUGUGUAAUUAUGGUAUCCUGACCCGGCUUGUUAUUUUGUUUAUCCAUAUUUCUAUAUUCCUGAUCUUUGCUACUGCUGACUUUGUCUUUAUCUUUAUUACGUUAAGUCGAGCCACUCUAAGGCCCGGUAAUACGUCUGUCUAGAACAUCUAUUUGUGGGAUUCGCUAUUCCUGUAAGUUUGGGUACGACCUUGUGACAUUAACCACUUUUAUGUAAAAUGGGACAAUUCCUCAUUAUCUUACUCUGAUAAAAGCUGUUGAAGCAUUUGUAGAGUGGGUACUAUAGCAGAGGAAAGUGUGUGUGUGUCUGUCUGUCUGUCUAAGUCUCUAAGUACCAAAACCAAUAAAUCUCAAAUAGUGGUUUUGGUGCAUCAAUGUUACAUUUUCUGAAAAUAUGCCUCCAUUUGCUGUGAACAAAACAGCCACUGAAACUACUUCCUCUGUUCCAUCCUUCAAUUUUUGAAGGGCUUUAUGUUUGACGUCAUCACACACAGCGUUAUGAUUCCAAUCACUGGUAAUGAUUUGGAUUGGGGUGAUUGCCAGGCAAGCAUUAUAUGUCCGUAUUGCUUUAUUAUGCGCAUUGGACUAGAUAGAGUUCAUUAAAGGAACACUAUAGGGAUAGGAACAGAACCAUGUAUUACUGACCCUAUAGUAUUAAAAACAUUAUCUAGCCCCCUUCCCCCCCGCCCCCAUUAAAUAUAGUAAAAUCUUGCCUCUUUUCCAGUCUACUGGUGCUGGCUCUGCCCCUGAUCUGCUUCCUAUGGAGUUUGAUGAUGCUGAAUGUCCUCAAGCAUAGCGUGAGGACGUCCAGCGUCAGACGACAAAAAGUUGACUAAACGCCCCAAAGUGGUGGUUAGACAGCCAUUAGAGUUGGAGUUAACCCUGCAAGGUAAUUAUUGCAGUUUAUCAAUAAUUGCAAUAAUUACAGUUACAUGAUUAUGGACAGUGCACCCAGACCAUUUCAAUGAUCUAAAGUGUUCAGGGUGCCCAUAGUGUUCCUUUAAAUUGUGAUGAAAUAAACAUAUCAAAAGCGCCAAAUAUGCUUGUCACAAAAGCACAGAAUCUUUGAAAAAGCCAUGAAGGGGUUAAUAUGACUCCCCCCUCACAAAACACUUUUGCUAAUUGUGUUUAAAACCUACACCUGAAAUUACUCUGUAAAUAUUUUAAUAGUCUCCCCAUUACAGAUAUCAAACAUACAAUGCUUUAAUUUUCAUGAUGUCUUAUUUACUGUAAUUUUUUGUCUUACUUUUUUUUUAGAGGUUACAACAUAGUCCUAAUUUAGCUAGUUUUAUGAUGGAGCUAAAGACUAUCUUGGUAAGUGCAUGAUAUAUAAAUGUACAAUUACAUUUAAUAAUGUAUGUGUUUUAUUGCAGUACUUGAUAAAUCCAAGGUUCAGAGGCACUUUAAAAAUUUUUGUGUUUUAUCUUUAACACUGUGUCUAUAACUUUUGCGCUAUAACUUUCCCCUGGAUAAAUUAAAGGACACUAUAGGCACCAAAACAAUCUUUGCUUAAAGGAACACUAUAAGGUCAAGAACAUAAAUGUGCAUUCAUGUCCCUGUAUUGUUAAACACACUAUUCAGGUUUUUACUUACCUUUAUUCCAGCGCCGCAUGUGUCUGCCGGCGCUGGCCCAGCGCAAAUCUGCCUCAGAAUUGAUGAUCUUAGCCAAUCCAAUGUUUUUCUAUAGGAAAGCAUUGGAUUGGCUGAGAUUGGCAGUUUUGAUGAUCUCAGCCAAGGAGGUGGGGCUGGGGGCAGAGCCAAAUGCACUCUGGCCAAUCAGCAUCUGCUCAUAGAGAUGCAUGGAAUCAAUGCAUCUAUAUGUGGAAAAUUCAGCUUUUCCAUGCAGAGUGUGGAGACAUUGAACGUCAGUGCUGCACAAUUUAGGAAGCACCUGUAGUGGCAGUCUGAGUGAAUGCCACUGGAAGUGUCCCUAGGCAGAAAUAUAAAUGCUGCCUUUUCUGAAAUGAAUGUGCACAUCCUUCCUAAACACUUCUUGUAAAGAGAGAAGCUUAUGUUUAAACUUGCUUUAUUGCUCAUUCUGUUUAGAAUUUCUAAUCUCAUGAUCGAUUAGUAUACUCCUAUAUCUUGUAGGAGCUUCCUCUAUAAAAUUGUAAUUUACAAUUUUAUAGAGGAAGUUACAGAGCAGGAGAUAAAAACUUCUUAAGCUAGUUAACAUACGAUUUAAAAAUGAAACUAAUUUUUUUUCAUGCAGGCUGUGACCAGGGCUGAAUAAACAUAAACAUGAGAUUUAACUACCAAAUGGCAGAGAACCGAGCAGUGAAACUGCUUCAUUAAGCUAAAGUUGCUUUGGUGCCUAUAUUGUCCCUUUAAAGUAAAUUAAAUUGCAUAAGAUCUUGCCCUAGCUAUGACAAGUCCAGAGAGUAACAGUUUAAGAUAUAGAUUUUUUUAUUUUUUUUGUGCAAAAGUUAGUUCAGACUGAUCUAUAAAGCAAAUACAUUGAAAUGGUCAGAACAUAUACUCAAUUAGGCAAAGAACAGCAACAACCACCGUGCCCAGCAAACUGGAUGCUUUCAAAGCUUCUUCACACAGAAUGUGAAGAUUUUCAGUUGCUGAAAGUCUUCACCUGAAGGGGCCUCUAAUGGCUGUUAUUAAGAGCCACUGGAGAUAUCCUGACUGGCAAAUGAUAACCAUUGCUGUUUUUUCACAACCAGAUAUGUUUAGAUUCGUCAAACUGCAGAGACAGGGCCAAUACACAAAAAACACUGAUUUUGGUUAGAGUAAAUCUUGCUGUGGCAGCGCAUCCCCCAAUGGAAAAAAGACAGAAAGCUCAAGCUUAAGCUCUUUUCUAGCACCAAAUUUUCACUUAAACCCAAUUCUCCAUAGCUAGUUCACUUCCAAUUGCUCAAGACUGGCUAUGGUGGACUGAAGGAAGGACGUGGGCAGCUUGCUGGCGUCAGAUACCAAUUUUAUACAGGAUUGACAUUAUCCAACGUGGAACUCUGGUUCCAGGCUGUCUAAUGAUGCUGCUGGAGUUGGAGUCACACUCUAGACAGCAGAGCAGUUAAUCUCUGCAUGUGCAGCCUUUAAUAGCAAAAUCACAUUGUAUUAAAGGGACACUAUAGUCACCAUAACAACUACAGUUUAUUGUAUUUGUUCUGUUGGUGUAAUCAUUCCCUGCACGCAUUUUCAUGCAAACACUGCCUUUUCAGAGAAAAAGACUCCUUCACUGGCCCCUCCCCAGCUGGCCACUAGAGGUGCUUCCUGUGGCAAUGCUGCACAGUGUGCUUUUCAGCAUCUGCAUGGAGAUGCUGAACUUUUUUCAUAGAGAUGCAUUGAUUCAAUGCAUCUCUAUAAAGGGGUGCUGAUUGGCCAAGCCUGCAUUUGGCCCCGCCCCUGUCCCGUUUCCUUGCCAAUUUCAGGCAAUCCAAUGCUUUUCCCUAUGGGAAAGCAUUGGAUUGGCUAAAAAUCAUAAAUUCUAAUGUCAGCAAGGAGGCGGAUUGGUGCGUGGCGAGGGCCGGCGGACCUGCGCGGCACUGGAAAUAAGGUAACUUUUUUUUACAAUUACCGUUUAAGAUGGGUAGGGGGGAGGGGCACCUAAAUGAUGGUUUUAACACUAUAGGGUCAGGUCAUUUUCGUGUUCCUGACUCAAUAGUGUUCCUUUAACUCUAACUUAGUCAAUUGCAAAAGGCUAAAGCUAUAUCUAAAUCUUGAGAAUAUUCAUUUCCACUUCAUCAUCUCUUACUGAUUUUUAAUAAUCAUACAUUGUAUGCAAGGAGUACUGCAGAACGAGUAUAUUUAUUUGUGUUUCUAUGUAUAUUAUUUCUACAUGCUUGAAAUAGUUGACUUUUUGUUUUUAAGAAACUGUUUUAUUGCAUUAAAUAUUUAUUUUAUAUCUGUAUUACACUUUGAAUGUAUGUUGUUUUAGGAAGCUGCUCUGAAGAAUACAAAUGUAUUACAGACACCUCCUGCCCCUCAGUACUAUUCUUGUCUUGUGAAAGAUAUUGAGGAUCUGGGCUGGGAUAAGUAUGUAUGAGUCUAAAUUAUUAUUAUUAUUAUUUUUUUUAUAUAUACAUCUGACAAAGUGUAAUUCACUUUGAAUGCGUCUGUAUUUUGAUAAAUGGACAUAUAGAUAUUAAAGGAACACUCCAAGCACCAAACCUAUAGUAUGCCAAGAGUGGUUUGAGGAGUGUCGACCCCAUUGUAAGUAAUCAAACCGUUUGUUAAUGACUUUUUGUCUGGGGUCAGCCUUGUAGCGGAGGCCUGGUAUUUCACAGGUUAACUCCACUAAGAUCCCAGUGAGGCUCAGGAACAAGUGAUGAAAAAUCCCAUAAAGUAAUAAUUCCAGCAAGCAAGGUAAUCCAAGAAUAUCCCCAUAAAGAUCCCAAUGACUGGACGACACACAGCAUCAGGAGCAGAACUAACGUUUAUUCCACACAACCUCCUUUUAAGCAUUUCUCCCAUGCAAGGGAGGGAUUCACAUUCAUUAAGACAGUACCCAAUGAAAUAGCAGUUACCUCCCACACAUCUCCUCCCCUUAGUAUGACACCUAAUCCCAUUAUACAGGUUAUAGUUUUCCCCAAGAUCUGGAUGUACCCCAAGAUUAGCAGGUACACCAAUACUUUGGGUACCCCCUGGUAGCCCUGAUCUGGGUGACCAACAUAUCCAAAAUUCACCCAGAGCAGACCAGGGGUUCAGGAGUUAGGUGGAGGGUGAAAUUUGACAGACCGCACACGAGGUGGUAUCCGAAAAGGGUUCCAUGCGUUUUGGCCCUGCGGUCGGUCUCCGUUCGGGAUUUAAAAACACAUAAAAACCUGCCAUCAACUAAUACAGUUAUGUUCGCAUGAUUUCCCUCAUGCGGUACUCUAAACUCACCGAACGGGGGGCUGAUUCGCCUUCCCGUUCGUGAGUUAUGGAGCUCUGGAGGUUUCAGCGGUGUUCGGGUAAUCGAGUGUCUGAUUUGAGUUCCAGACACUCGACGACCAAACACCGCUGAGCCUUUCGUGCGUAAGAUGGCCGCCACUACGUGUUCGCAUGCCGAAUGGCGGCCACACAGAUAUAUACAUAAACCACCUAUUAGUCUGCGGUUAGCAAGCACUAUGCAGCUUAACGAGGGACACACUUCACUCUGGGGUGGUCUAUUAGUUUGGUAGUUUCCAUUUGUAUGAAAUACAGAUGGAAACUACCGAACAAUCAUACGAAUGCUACUUACAAUUAAAUACAAAGCAGAAACAACACACGAAUUGCAGGAUUCUCAUAGUCUUUAAGGACAGCCACAGUCCCAUCCGCUACACUGCUCCCCCUUGCCCACAAGCCGGCAUACACAGUCUGAUCCAACACGGAUCAGCUUGGGGAUGUCUGGGGAUGCUCACGGAUCAUUCUCCAGGUCUGUUUGUCUUGACAACCCGUCAGCGUUCCCAUUCUGUUUGCCCGGGCGGCACUGAAUGUUAAAGUCAAAGGUCUGCAACGCCAAGCUCCACCGCAGCAGCCUGGCAUUGUCCCCAGCCACCCGGUUCAGCCAUACUAACGGGUUGUGAUCCGUGAGCAAGGAAAAGGGCUGUCCAUACAAAUACGGCUGCAGUUUCUUCAGGGCCCACAACACAGCCAGGCAUUCCUUCUCGAUGGCGGCGUAGCUUACUUCUCUGGGUAACAACUUGCGACUGAUGUAAGCCACGGGAUGUUCUCCGCUAUCGGCCCCGACUUGGCUCAGUACUGCUCCGAGUCCAAACAUAGAAGCGUCUGUGUGAACAAGAAAACGUUUAGUUGGAUUGGGAGCUGCCAAGACAGGGGCAUUUAUCAGUGCAUUUUUCAGGUGCUGGAAUGGCUGCUCACACUCCGGGGUCCAGGUUACUUGGCGGGGAAGGUUCUUACGGGUCAGGUCAGUCAGGGGUUUGACCAGGGCGCUAUAGUUAGGGACGAAUUUCCGAUAAUACCCUGCUGUUCCUAAAAACGCCAACACCUGAGUCUUAGUCCUAGGGGUGGGCCAUUGGGCUACGACCUCUACUUUGGCUGGUUCUGGCUUCUGCUACCCACAGCCUACCCGAUGUCCCAGGUAUUGUACCUUGGCCAUCCCUAUACUACAUUUGGCUGGCUUCAGCGUUAGACCUGCUUCCCUAAUUCUGUCUAGGACCGCUCCUAUAUGGGCCAAGUGCUCCUGCCAGGUAUUGCUAAAGAUGGUAAUAUCAUCUAGAUAUGCACAGGUAUAGUCUUGGAACCCAUCUAGGAGGCGGUCCACCAUCCGCUGAAAGGUAGCCAGGGCGUUUUUCAUCCCAAACGGCAUGACCUUAAAUUGGUACAAACCGAAUGGGGUGACAAAGGCCGACUUAAGGAUGGCGUCCGGGGCCAAGGGAAUUUGCCAGCCAAUACCCCUUACACAAGUCAAUGGUAGUGAGGUAGUGGCCCCUGGCCAUCCUAUCCAGUAAUUUGUCUAUCCUGGGCAUGGGAUAGGCGUCAGACACGGUCUUCUCGUUCAGCCUCCGGUAGUCCACACAAAAGCGGGUCGUACCAUCCCGUUUUGGUACAAGGACUACCGGGGAAGCCCAGGGGCUGUCGGAGGGUUCAAUUACCCCAAGCUGGAGCAUCUCUUCGAUCUCCUUGCGCAUAUUUUCCCGCACCGCUUCAGGGAUGCGGUAGGGGGUCUGGCGCAUGGAAAGUUGUCCUGGGGUUUCUACCCGGUGUGUGGCCAGAGGAGUGUAUCCAGGUAUAUUAGAGAAGAUGUCUUGCUUCUCUCUUAACAGUUGUUGUACCUCGAUCCGCUCCUGAGGGCUCAACCGGUCUCCCAGUGCAACCUCCCCUAAAUCUCCUGACAACUGACCGUCUACCAGCAGGUCUGGGAGAGGCAGCCUGUCAAACUCAUUUGAAUUGGGCGCACAUAUAGCGGUCAUCUCCUCGGAGCGCUCCUGGUAGGGUUUCAUCAUGUUCACAUGGAGCAUGCGGCGCCCUCCAGUUCCAACGCAAGAGCCGAUUAUAUGCCAGGCGGCCUGCAACUUAUCAUGACGGACAGGUUUUAAAAUUAAAGACCAGGUGGCUUUUGACCAAAGUUAUAGUGGCUCCUGAGUCGUGGAGCCCUUGCUCAGCUUUACCCUCUAGAUAUACGGUCUGUCUGUGAUGUUGGCGGUUAUCCGCGUUGGCCUGUACAGGGUCUGCCUCGUGCAGUACUUCCCACUGUUUCAUGGUGGUAAUGGGAACUGCUGAACCAUAUGGUGUUGGGAUUACGUCCUGGUAGUAGUGGGCUGCGGCUGCUCUUGGUGGUGGUGGUGGUGGUCCUGGUCGGAUCCAGGUGGAUCGAUCCCGUAGUUAUGGGCAUUCUCAUUUAUAAUGCCCCCAUUUCUGGCAGUAGUGACAUGGAAUCGGAAUCGUGGUUGUGCAGCAGGUGCUGGUGGUGGUGGUAGUUGUCGCGGUGGAACUGUGGGGUAGUUUGUUCCCCCAAAGGUUUUUAAUGUGGUCUUUGGAACUACUGGUUUCUGUUGCCUGCGUGCGUCCAGGUAGUCAUCUGCUUUCCUAGCAGCCUCUAUGAGGGAUGCAGGGUUACGGUCCCUUACCCAUUUGCUAUUUUAAAGGGACACUGUAGGCACCCAGGCCACUUCAGUGGUCUGGGUGUAAUGUCCCAUGUCUUUUAACCCUACAGUGGUAAUUAUUGCAGUUUCUGAGGAACUGCAAUAAUUACAUGCUAGUGUUAACUCCUCCUCUAGUGGCUGGGACUUCUGGGUGAUUAGACGACUUUUGAUCGUCUAAAUGACUCUGGACAUCCUCAUGUUAUGCAUAAGGACUUCCAGCAUCACCGGAAUUCCCAUAGGAAAGCAUUGAAUAAUGCUAUCCUAUGGGGAAAUCCUAAUGCUAGCGUGACCAUUGCCACGCAUGUGCAUUAGGUCUCCCCUGCUGGCUGGCGUCAGCUAGCGCGGGCAGAGCCUGAUCCCGCACCAAGGGAGAUCAGUGCUGGAUUCAGGUAAGUGACUGAAGGGGUUUUAACCCCGUCAGCGCUGCGAGGGAGGGGAUACUGUAGGAACCUUUAGUGCCAGGAAAACGGCUUUGUUUUUCUAGCGCUAUAGAAUCACUUUAAGGAAGCAAAUGUUAACACUUUAAAAGAAUGUAUUUUAGCCGAUUGCUCUGGUAGUGGAGGUUCAAAAACGGAUUGACUCCUAACCAGGGGGGUGGGCUGAAGUAGUUAUGGUUCUUGAAGUGGCCCUUUAAAAGUACCAUAUGAAAGACCACAAAAUGUUCCCAUCUGAUCUCUUCUUCAAUGAACUCAACACUGUCCAUGUGGAGAUGCAUGCUUCUUUCCAUGUUGUGCAGUGGAUAUUGCUGAAGCAAUGUUAUUAGUUUGCUGUUGCAUUUAUGGUUAGAAUGAAGACUUGCAGAAAAGAGAAGCAUCUUGCACAGCAGCUUGUGCAGGAAGCGUGUGUUUAUAGGUCUUUAUGAGGUGCUCCUGGCUGGUGUGUCUUGUAGUAUCAGCAGGAGGCAGCACUCUGGGGAGUUUGAUAGCUUCCGUCCUGUACACUUGUCUAUUAGGGAGAGAGUGUGUGCCCAGUAGUGUGUUAAGCUAGGGCAGCUCCGCCAAAUGUGUAGCAUAGAGCCCCGGUCUGUUUUUUAUCUCCAACAUGUGUCGGAGUAGGGGGGUGAGAUUUUUGCAAACCUCAUCGGUACCAUGUACCACCUGUACAUGACCUUUUUUAAGGUUUCGUUGUGGGCUGCAUUAAAUGUUGUACCUUUGUGGGCUAAAAAAUGCUCUGUGCCAUUGGGCCUCUGUUAUUUCAUGGCCUAUGUCUUCCUCCCACGCUUUAAGGCAGGGGAGUGCAGAAAGAGAAAGUGGGGCUUGUAAGAGUUUAUAUAUCACAGAGAUGCCCUUUUUCGGUGCGGAGAGCGAUUGUGUGCUGUGUCGACUAUGGGUCUCCUGUAAAGCCUGAAAGGGGAUCAGUGCAUCGUGGGUAUAUAGUUGGUGCAGGUUGUGUACUCCUGCUUGGGCCCAUAGGUGAAUGUUAAAGUCAGUGAUAAAUCUGGUCACCAUGUGAAUAGACAUGGCCAGGGACAUUGGUGAGGAGGGACAGAGCUUUGCCCUAGGGCUAUCCCAUACUUGAAGUAUGGUGGUCGUGGAGGGUAAGUUGUGUGGCAUAUGUGGGCGGGAUGCUUUCGGGAGCCAGAACAUUUCGGCAGCACUAAGAUUUGCCCAAUGCUCCGCUAUGUGUACCCAUUGCGGUGGCUCAGGCCCUGCCAAGGCCGUGGCUACAUUGUUCAGAGUUGCUGCUAGGUAGUAGCACUUAAUAUUCGGUAGUCCCAUGCCACCUUCCCUUGGGGUCACCUGUAAUAUUGUUGCUUUAACUCUGGGUCACCUCCCACUCCAAAGGAACUUAUUAAUUGCUUUUUGUGCCGUGGUGAAGAAAGAUCCGGGAAUCUUGAAGUGAAGUGUUCUGAAGAUGUAUUGUAGCUUAGGUAGGAUAGACUUCUUUAUGUCAGCCAUUCUGUCCGUCCAGGAUAUGAAUUUGCUUUGCUAGGACAUCAUUAGGUCCGAGACAGAUUUUUAGAGUGGAUAGGUAGUUCGAGUGAUACGGGUGGGUCAGGUCCUUUGGGAAAGCUAUUCCCAUUCAUUGUUUUUGUUACAUAUAGUGAUUGCCUUCUACUAUUUAUAUGAAUUAAAAAAAAAAAAUAAGACGCUGUGAUCGAGAAUCCCUAGUUAAUGAUAAUAUACACAUAAAACAGAAUUGUAAUACUUUGCUGAAAUUAUUAUAAAUGUUUUUUGUACUUGUGGGUUCCUGGAAACAUCUCUCAGAAAGUGUAUAAAGUUUAUCUUGCAAUCUGUAAUGUAAUAUAUUUAAAAGAGUGUCUGAUAUUUAGUAAUUGGAUCUUAUUACUGUGAUGAAUUAUCAGUCAUUAGCAAUAUAAAGGGAAUACAUUUGACAAGUUAGAUUUUUCCAGUUUAGGAAAGAUGUAGAGUCUUAUGUUAAGUUAUGGAAUUGAAAUAAAUUACAGGAAAAUAUAUUAAUUUUAAUUUGCAGAUAGCUGUAAUUUCAUGGACUAGAUAGCAAGGCCUGCACCUUUAAUAUGCAAAUAUGACUGUCAAAGUUUAAUCCUAUUUAAAUUACCUCAUUGGAAACUUAAUUACAUUGUUCGGACUUGGACAAAUAACAAUGAAAUCUCUUGGCGCAGGACAUUUAGAACAGCUGCAUCAAUUUAAAAUGUUGAUAUUCAAUAGAAUAGUCACAUACACAGAAUCUACUCUCUGGAAAUUUAUGUCACUAUUUUAUGUGACUGGGAUUUUUAAAUAUUUCACUGCAACGCUAUUUAAACAAGAACUAAAACGUUUAUAUAUUUUUAAAGUUACUAAUUAAAACAAAAUUACUAAAUACAAAGUGUUUGUGUGUAAUUUACUUAUUUUUGUUUGUAAUGGUAAUUUUAAAUAAUACUAUAAUUGGAAAUAUUUUUUUCAUUUCAUUUUUAUAGUGCAUUAUAAAGAUAGUGCAAAACAGUAUUGGCGCUAAACUGCAUUAGUGCUUGCAAUGUUUAGUAGGCUGGUCUCCAUCCACGUGCCCCUUCUUCCCGCACAAGGAAAAGGAACUCCAAACGUGCCUCAUUUUGGUCUGUGGGGUCUAUUCUUAUCCCAUAAACCACUGAGGAGGAGGAUUUUUAAGGAAUCCGUUUGACCCUUUAGGCAUGGUGUGUCAUCAGUAAGCCACAGUCUUUUCUCUCCCUUGCAUUGUGAGAUAAUGGAUAAUUCAAUAGCUGAAACCUAUGACUUACAAGUCCUCAUGGUUUUACAUAUAUAUUAUCGAAAUACUUUUAUUUUUGGAAUUCAGAGGAUCUUAAAGGCACACUAAUGUGCAUGCAUACAUCUACAAUGUUUUUUUGUAUAUUUAUUUUUACAUUGCCUCUUGGAUCCUACGAUCAACACCUAAGAAAAUAUAGCUUUCCAUAACCCAUAAGACAUAAUGUACUUUUUUACUAAUGAAAUGUAUUGCAUAUGUACAGACUGUGACUAGCUGUAUGGCAAUCAUACCUAUAUGACCUGGUAAUACUUUUCUUCUCUCUUCUUUUUUUUUCCUCCGAAUGAAACUAAUUGUGAUUCUAAAAAAUAUAUUAGACUAGAUUUUCUUUUUGGCUUACCUGAGGGUUGUUACCUUCUACCUCAAGGGAGUUCAGCCUCUCUCCAAUGGGAAGUCUUCAGUACAUGGCCCUGUGCAAAGGUGACUGCCUGAAGAUACCCCUUUAGUGCUGUGACCCUAGGGGUAGCAAGAUCAUGCCAUCACCAUAAUUACUGCAGUGAACAAGGGGUAGCAGGCUGGGCAUGCACAUACAGAGCAUAUGGAUUUACUUCUUGUUACCCGAAGGGUAGCAAGAUUAUGCCAUCAUCCUAUUCCCUGCAGUGACCAAGAGUAGCAGGCUGGACAUGCACAUGCAGAGAAUAUGCAUUGCAAGGAUUUUAUGAGAUUGACUAACAUUUCAUCCCUGAAGGAGUUAAUGUGAGACGGACUCGCAUUCCAUCAAUGAAAGGGUUAACAUAAAACUCUGUCUUGUACUUUCCGUGGCUUUACUUGCAGUGACCCUAGAGGUAGCAAGAUUAUGUCAUCACCCUAUUUCCUGCUGUGCCCAAAGGGGAGGCAGGCUAGGCAGGCACAUACAGAGUAUGUAUAUGUGUGUGUGUGUGUGUGUGUGUGUGUGUGUAUAUGUAUGUAUGUGUGUGUAUAUAUAUAGAUAGAUAGAUAGAUAUAACCCCUUCUACCCUUCAUUGGUUUCAUCUAAACUGUAAGAGUUCUCUGCUAAUUUGAAUUUCAAUCAAACUUAUUCCUAGGCUUCUGUGUCUUUUAAUAUAUCCACUGGAGUCACUUAUUUCUAGGCCUCUCUGGCUUUUAAUAUAGCCACUGGAGUCACUUUUCCCAGGCCUCUGUUAAGCCUUUUAAUAUUGCUGCUGUUUUACUUAAAGGACCACUAUAGAAACAUAGAAUGUGACGGCAGAUAAGAACCAUUCGGCCCAUCUAGUCUGCCCAAUUUUCUAAAUACUUUCAUUAGUCCCUGGCCUUAUCUUAUAGUUAGGAUAGCCUUAUGCCUAUCCCACGCAUGCUUAAACUCCUUUACUGUGUUAACCUCUACCACUUCAGCUGGAAGGCUAUUCCAUGCAUCCACUACCCUCUCAGUAAAGUAAUACUUCCUGAUAUUAUUUUUAAACCUUUGUCCCUCUAAUUUAAGACUAUGUCCUCUUGUUGUGGUUUUUCUUCUUUUAAAUAUAGUCUCCUCCUUUACUGUGUUGAUUCCCUUUAUAUAUUUAAAUGUUUCUAUCAUAUCCCCCCGUCUCGUCUUUCCUCCAAGCUAUACAUGUUAAGAUCCACUUCAGCUUAAUGAAGUGGUCUGGUUGCCAGGUCCAGCUAGGUUUAACCAUUUUUGCUGUAAACAUAGCAGUUUCAGAGAAACUGCUAUGUUUACCUAUGGGUUAAUCCAGCCUCUAGUGCAGUGAUGGCGAACCUUUUUGAGCCCGAGUGCCCAAACCGCAAUACAUGCCAACUUUUUUUUCCUCAAAGUGCCAACACGCCAAUUAAACUUAGGGGUGGGGGGGGGGGGGUGCUGUGUGUGGGGGUUUGGGGUGCUGUGUGGGAAGGUAGGGGUGCUUUGUGUGGGGCAUAGGAGUUCUGUGUGUGGGGAGGUAGGGGUGCUCUGUUGGGGGUGUAGGGAUGCUCUUUUGGGGGGUUAGGGGUGCUCUGUUGGGGGGGUAGGGAAGCCCUGUUGGGGGGUAGGGGUGCUGUGUUGGGUUAGCGGUGAUCUGUUGGGGGGGUAGGGGUGCUAUGUUGGGGGGGGUUUAAGAUACAUUAAAAACGUUUGUGCAUUCACAACUAUCUGCCAAUUUUAUUACAUUAUUAUAUGCCUCUAUGUUUGGUUUUAGUCAUUCACUAGCUUUAUUGUCCUAUUUCUAUGUCUCUGUACUUGGUAAUAGGCUAUUUGCUAUUCUGUUCCUUCAUCUCAGGCUUUUGACCUGUUUUAUUACAGGGGCCCUAAGUUUCCAUACCUAUUUGAGUUUUUUCCUUGUCAUUUAAUCCUUGUGAAUAUGCAGGCGCUAGUCAAACUGUCGCGCCAUGCCGUUUCCACGCAUGAGCGAAAAUCUGAUUCUCUUGUGCCUGUUCUGAAAUGUAAGUCCAGCUGCAGUGGUUGCAGUGUCGUAUUGGCUCCCCCCUUUAAGCAUAAUUUUUUCUUAUAAGUUUCCUAUAUUAAGAAAGUAGAUUUGUUUUCAUCUUAUUUGAAUUUACCUUUUUGGUUUUGGUAAGUUUUUCUUUAUUGAUGGUAUAUUACAUCUUUUUCUAUAUCUUUCAAUCUCCACUAAGCAGAGAUUUGCUUUGUUGAUGAUAAAAAGGAAUUUUAUGCUUCUUAGAUACAUAGGUAAGCCAUUCUAUUUUUUCCUGUCGUUAAUAAACAAGAGUGCCUAUUAAUAAUUGGAAUUCCCUAUGAUGAUAGCUGUACGGGAAGAAAAUCAUCCGGAUCAUACAAGGGAAGUCGCCCUAAAGGAUCCUUUCUGAGGCAUAUGAUAAGAGAGCCUUGUAAAAGUCUGCACAGACUGCCUGAAAGUGGCUACAGGCCAAUCUACUCCUGUGCCAUAUAUUAUGAAAAUGAUAUUUUUCUCAUUUACCUAAAUAAUUUAUGUAAAUAAUAGUCAGCAUAAUUCUCAUGUUAUAAACUAUUAAGAGUACAAUUCAAAUUUUAUUGAACAAAACCUCCUAAUGAUAACAGUAUUUUUUUUAAAACUUAAAAAACUUUCAAUGCACUGUUCCAAAUUAUUACACACAGUAAGUUUCUAAACACUUUAUAGGUUGUAAAGAACUGAAAAUUGUCAUUUGUUGUGUUUGCAGCAUAUUUACUGAAAUCAAAAGCUAUUUCAAUCAAACUUAUUACAACAUUUUAACUUUUUAAACAUUUUAACAGGUCACGUUACAUUUUAUCAUAGGACCCCUUAUUUGAUAGCAGUUUUACAGCCAUUGAACUUGUGAGUUUUUGGACAGUUUAUGCUUGAAUUUGUUUGCAAGAUGUCAGAAUAGCCUCCCAGAGCUGCUGUUUGGUUGUAAACUGCCUCCCCUUCUCAUAUAUCUUUUAAUUGAGGAUGCGCCAAAGGUUCUCAAUAGGAUUGAGGUCAGGGGAGAAUGGAGGCCACACCAUGACUUUCUCUACUUUUUUCCCCAUAGCAGCCAUUGAUGCAGAGGUAUUCUUUGCAGCAUGAGAUGGUGCAUUGUCAUGCAUGAAGAUGAUUUUAUUACGGAAAGCAUAGUUCUUCCUUCUGUACCAGAGAAGAAAGUGGACAGUCAGAAACUCCACAUACUUUGCAGAGGUCAUCUUUACACCUUCAGGGACCCUAAAGGGGCCGACUAGCUCUCUUCCCAUGAUUCCGGCCCAAAACAUGACUCCACCACCGCCUUGCUGACGUCGCAGCCUUGUUGGAACAUGGUGGCCAUCCACCAACCAUCCACUACUCCAUCCAUCUGGACCAUCCAGGGUUGCAGGGCACUCAUCAAUGAACAGGACUGUUUGAAAAUUAGUCUUCAUGUAUUUUUCUGCCCAAUGCAGCCGUUUCUGCUUAUGAGCAUUGGUUAGUGGUGGCCGAAUAGAAGGUUUAUGCACAGUUGCAAGACUCUGGAGGACUCUACACAUUGGUGUUGGUGGGACUCCAGAGGCACCAGCAGCUUCAAAUAUCUGUUUGCUGCUAUGUAAUGGUAUUUUAGCAGCUGCCCUCUUGAUCCAAUGCAUGGAUCUGGCAGAAAUCUUUCUCAAUGUGCCUUUAUCUGCACAAACCCGUCUGUGCUCUGAAUCAGCCACAAAUCUCUUAAUAGUGCGAUGAUCACGCUUAAGUUUUUGUGAAAUAUCUAAUGUUUUCAUACCUCGUCCAAGGCAUUGAACUAUUUCAUUGUUUUCAGCAGCAGAGAGAUCCUUUUUCUUCCCCAUAUUGCAUGAAAAUGGUGCUCUGCCUAAUAAUGUGGAACACCCUCCUUUAGUAGUUUUUCCUUAAAUUGGGCUCACCUGGCAAUCUAAUUAUCACAGGUGUCCGAGAUUGUUUUCAGUGAUCAAAAGACCCCUGAGACACAAUGCCAUCCAUGAGUUAAACUGAAAAACAAAAUAUUUCAUCUUUGUGACACUUAAAUAGAAUUUGCAUAAUAAUUUGGAACAGGGUGUAUUAUGCAAUAUCAAACAGGAGGUAUCUCAACGUCAUAGAAGCUGUUAUAGCUAGGGUCCUCUGAACAAUUCCCAGAAUGAAUAUUCAGGAAUCCUUGGCGAUAUAUACAUUCAGAGAUAUGGAAUCAUCAGAUGAGGGUAUUCAGCCUAUUUCAGUAGUUCCAGAAUCCGCUCACGUGGACCAUUUUGAUUUCCAGAGUCCGCAGGUGCUUAUGCCUGAAAGAAUCUAAGGUUGAGCCUUCUACCUCUAGCCUUUCUUUUUGGACAUCAGAUGGUGCAGAGCAUCUUUCCCAGUUCCCGGUCCGCUUAAGAUCCUUAAUGGAGGAAUGGUUCUACACUAAGAGAAUUUUUUAACACAAAGGAGUAUCUCAGUCUUCAUCCAUUGGGAUUUCAGACUCUAGUACCGGAGACUCUGCUCUUAAGUGGACAGUGCAGUACUAAGACUGGCUAAAUGUUCUACUCUGCCUGUAAACAAUGCAGGUUUUCUCUGAGACUCCAUAGAGUAUAGAUGGUCUUGAUUCUCUCUAAAGCCUAUGUGGCAGCUGGCACAGGCUUUCAUCUUGCAGUAAGCUCUUGCGUCAAUCUCUAAGGAUCUAAAAUUGGUAGGAAUACUACCUUUCUUGUGAAUAGGCACAACAUUCACAAAAUUCCAAUCUUGUGGGACUACUCCUGUUAACAACGAUUGGUUAAAUAAAUCUGUUAAUGGUUUUGCUAGUACACCACUAAGCUCUUUUAAUAACUUUGGAGGAGGAUGCAAAGCAGAUACUCCCACAUCUAAUGUAAAAAGAUAAAGAUAAAAUAGACCCCUACAUUUACAUUAAACUUACUUGGAAAGGGGUUGCUAAAAAAAGAAAAUAAUAAUAAUUUUGACUUCUCCAUUUUAUGUUGUGCAACAACAAUUAAGUAAUAACUGCAGAGAUGCUUAAAUGGACACUGUAGUAAUUAUAACCAUCUAUGAAUUGGUUAUAGAGCCUGGAGUCCCUUGGCACUGUCCGUCCAUUCAGUGUUAAACUGAUUUCAAGCAGUCUAACGCAACAAAAUCUCAAAAUUAUACUUUAAUCUUGGUUUUCUACAUGAGUAGUUAGAAAGUUAGAAUGACAGCUUUUUAUAUAUAUAUAUAUAUAUAUAUAUAUAUAUAUAUAGUGAUGUCCCGAACGGUUCGCCGCGGACUCAUCAUUGAGUAAACUUUGACCCUGUACCUCACAGUCAGCAGACACAUUCCAGCCAAUCAGCAGCAGACCCUCCCUCCCAGACCCUCCCACCUCCUAGACAGCAUCCAUUUUACAUUCAUUGUGAAGCUGCAUUCUUAGUGAGCUGUCCAGGAGGUGGGAACAGUUCGGGACAUCACUAAUAAUUUAUAUUAUAUUUGGUUUUGGGGACAUAAGCCUUAUAAUAAGAAAUUUCAAUAAUAAUAUAAUAAGAAGUAAGCACCAGUCGGUUGUGGUGUGCCAGAACCGACGUAUGGGGUAGGCCUGUAAUAAGAGGGCAAAAAGUUUAUGUAUACAAAUAACCUUUAUUACAUACAUGUUACAAAGUUAAACCUUUUAAAUGCUAAUCUCAAUUCCUGUCCUGGCUGAGGUAUAUAACUGGUAUAUGCUGCUGACUUCCAGCGUCCUAACCUUUUAAUGAUAUGAACAGGGACAUUGUGGCUUGACGCCGCGGAAGCGGCUUCAAUUCUGAAGGAGUUGACAGAAAAAGCAGAGAGGUCAAGACCGAGUCUAAUGAAGUGUUAUUAUGUAGAAAAUGAAUUUAGUGGUCAGAGGUUUGGCAUGUAAAAGGAGUAAUGGCGUAUUUGGGUUAAGACCGUCAAGUGUGGAACAAUAUGUGUCCAGUAAUUUAACUGGACACCUGUGAUUACCGGUGGGGUAAUAGCAUACUUUAGUAGGAGGGCCUAACUGGUUUGUUUUGGUGUGAUCAAUGGUAAGAACGUAAUGGUCUGUAUCUUUUUUUAGACUCCUAAUUUUCAGGUGCAGUUGGUUGGACGUGAUGUUAUUGGUAGUGAAUUCAUUUGGCCUUAAAAAGACAUAGAAGGCUAGAUAAGCUGACAUUUUAAUUACCAGAUUAGUGCUUGUUUCAAAUGGACUGGUGUCUAGAAUGUCUGAAAGUGCUCAAAACUUAGGCCGUCAAUAGGAAGUCUGGUAUUGGGUUUGUCCAUGUGUUGGAUACCUUUCAGAAUUUUUUUAACUGGAUAGGUAGACAUGAAAGGAUUCGUACUAGGGUAGGCACUUAGGAUGUGAUGUAUUCCUGUGAGGUAGAGUUUUAUGGUGUUUAAUGAUAAUUUUAAGUUAUGGUGGCAAAAGGAGAUAAACGCCACUAUGGAGUUGAGGUAGUGUGUGUCGCCAAUCUGGUAAGCUAAAGUGAAUUUGGUAUAGAGAGUGAAUGCUCUAUUGUAAGCCCGUGAUGUAUUGGUAGAGAGGGCCUGAGCUGACCAGAUAUCUGCUGUGUGCGAAGAGGCGCUCUAUCCAGGAUUAGGUCUUGAUAUGAGGAAGUGCUGACCGGACUGAUGUUGUCUGUUGGAUGGUCUCUGAAGAAAACCUGCAAAUUAUGUCAAGUCAACACGUCAGCGGCUGUAUUGAUGCGUCCUAAGAUAUGUAUAUAAGUGAUGUGAAAUUGCAGUGUAGCCGCUAACCAUGUCAGUCGUUGAAUUAGACUCAUGAUGGUAAGUGAUGAGGAUCUGCCCUUAUUUAUAAUGCCACAUGCUGCUUUAUUGUCAGAGCAGCAUUUUACUGCUUUCCCUUGCCAUAGAUACCCCCAUGCUUUGGAGUCUUCCACUAUAGUGUAAAUUUCAAAUAGGGCAGAUGUCCUGUGGAAUGAGGGUAGACCACGGGUCUCGACCGGCCAAGAAUCUCUUUACCAAGAGUCCCCAAAGAUAGCUGUGAACCCUGUAUGAGCUGCAGCACUGGUCCAUAUGACCGGGGAAGAUUCAGAGAUGGGUGAAAGAAACCUCGCUUUCCUAUUCCAUUGUGAAAGAAAACUAAGCCACAUAUGUAGGUCUGCCUUUUCGUGGGCAUCUAGGGUUACCUUGUCAGUAUUGAGAGGAAGAAGGCACAGCAAUCUGGAAUUAAAAGCAACCCUGUGGAAUAAUUCAGCAUGCCCAGUAAUGAUUGUAGGUCUGGUACACGUGCCCUUAGCCAGAAAACCUUCCAUCGACUCUCUGAUUUACAGUACCUCUCCAUAGGUAAACUGGCUUGUAACGAUAUUGUGUCUAGGUGAAUACCCAGGAAAGUUAGGUUAGUUGUAGGGCCUACAAUUUAUUUCCUGAGAUAAUGUAACCUCUAUAACUGAGAAUAGAGCCAUUGUUUUGUAAACACUGACUGGAGUGGACUGAGGAGAUUCUAUAGUAAGAAAGUAAUCUAGAUAAUGUAUGACUGAUGGACAUUCAACAAUGUUGAGGAGUAGCCAACAUAACGUGUCUGCAAAUAUGUCAAAUAAUUUCGGACUACUUUUAGCCCCAAAAGUCAAACAUGUUGCGAAGUAGUACUUGUGUUUCCAAAGUAUACCAUGCACAUGCCACAAGGAUGGAUGUAUGGGUCAGAGCUUGAAUGCGUUGGAAACAUCCAUUUUCCCUAACCAGGCUCCUACACCUAUAUUGCAGAGAGAACUCCUCAAAGGGAAUUAAUGAGUUGAUGCUAGGAGUAGACAAAGAAUGUGGAGCUGAUAAAUCAUAAAUUAUCCUCUUUUUAUUGUUAAAUUUCCCAGUGACUAUACCUAUGGGAUUGGUACGCCAGCUGGAAAAGGGGGGUCUUGAGAAAGGGCCUAUUAUGAACCCGUUUUUCAACUCUUUUUCACGAGCAACACCUCUGUGCUGGAGGGGUCAAGGAGGGCAGACUGUAAGUUAGGGCAUAUGUGAAUACCAGUGGGGAGUGAGACAAGGCCAGUGUGAAAACCGUUGAUGAACCCAUUAACCAGAAAGUCGACUAAGUGAUGAGAAGGGUGUGCCUGGAGGUAAGAUGCCAGGUUGUCUAUGCAGACUUUGGUUAGUCAUAGUUUCAUGUAAAGACGGUUAGGACACAUAGUUUUUGUGUGUGCCCUGAAACAAAUUGAGCAGACGUGCAAGAAUCUGCACAAGCUAAAUCCGCAACUGCCAGAAUGAAAAUUGUUGCAGAUUUGAGCUUUCCCUAGAUAUACCAUGGGUCUACACAAUUUGUCUUUAAGACUUCUGCGUUCUGCAGUGGAAGAACAGAAGGAAGCACGACUAGUGAUAGGAAGGCUUGGAUCCACUGGACACAAGUUGGUGGAGUGUGAGAUGGAAGCACAUAAGGCACAAGAUGGUGGUUUUUGACCGGCAAAAUGAUGACAGAACAAUUGUGUAUCAAGCCUACUCCAGUCGGUGUGGGUAUUAAAUUGGAUGAGAGAUGCCGCUGCCUUUUCGGAAAAAGAUUGAUCGUCAUAAAACGAGAAACCACCAUACUUGUGCCCUAGGUCCACCAACUUAUGCAUGUACAAAUCCAACUCUUCCCUACGAUGAGAAGUGGAGCAGAUUAUGUCACUAUAAAGGCCAAAGGCAAGGACAAAUUCAGGUAUGGUAAGUCUUCGGUUGAGUCUGGGCUUUCUGAUUUUAAAAACAACCGAAAGAUCACCAUAGCAGUAUGCCUUGUUCUCAACUACGUCUUGAGAGGCAAUAAGCAAUGAGACUAAGUUUAUGUCCUUGCCUUCCAGGAUGUCUUUGCGAAAGGUAGGGGGAGCGAAGUGGGCAGGCAUUAUGAUGUGAGUGGAAGUGCUAGGUAUUGGGUUUGUGGUGGUGUCAUUACCGUGAGAAGGGGCAAGAGGUGGGCGUCUGUCAAGCCCAACACUGAUUGUAUUACUAGAGGCAAGAAGGGACGACAUUAAACCCUUGGUUUCUGUAUAGUUGUAGGGUUGAAGGACCACUCCCGGCUGGGGAGUACAGGUAUUGGUGAUGAAUAGUCUAUAGAGUUCGGCCUUGUGAGCUGAAGCCGGUAAAGGGACCCCCAUGCGCCGUAAUUCAGCCGCGAGCCUAGGGAUAGUGCAGGAACGCAGGAAAAACGUGCUGGAUGAUUCUCAGUAGGGGUGCUUGGACCGGCCGGGGUUAAAGGCCUGGCUGGGGUCUCGGGUAAAGCAAGUUCCUCGUCUUGUUCUGGGACUUGAGACAUAAUAAGAAUGUAAACAUUGGUAAAGAAGAGGACUUUAGUAAUGAACAAGUGCCUGUGUCAACUAGCUCUAGCUAAGCCUAAGGUGAAGAUUUUUUGGCCUACAAUGAAGAUGAAAUCCUGCAUCUAUGAGGAGGGCUGAGUGGGCGCGGGCCACAGAAUGAUGUGGCAGGAACGUUGGCCUCUCGGUGACCGUAACAAGAUACAAUAUAAGUGGGCGUGACAUGAUGAGGCCCUGACUAAUAACCUACAGUGGUUAAUGUGAGGCUCUAACUAUGCGUUGGACUGAGGGGCGCAUUCCUCCGAUGAGGAUGGGUGCUGGUCUCACAGAAGUAGAUUAAUUUACCGUAAGCUAGGAACAAGUGCAAGUAACUAAAAGCCAGUUAACCAAUCCUAGCCUAUAGUGGGAUAGGCGUAAGAUGUAAAAUGGAGACGUACCUAGCCUUACAAAUAGGUAAGAUUCUUUCUAGAGAAGAAUGAAUGCUUGAGAACCUAAAAAGGAAAAUGUGGAAGGUUAGGUCAUAGUUGGGCCUAAUUCUUUUCCCGGAUUGUAAGUAAAACUCACCUGUGAAAUGAUGACAGUGAUUUGUGGGGAUUUUCUAGUAGUGAUUAUCUGAGGAUAAAACUAUAGUUAUCCUCUAUCAAUGUAGUGAAACAUAAAUUGAUAAGAGGAGUGGAGUAAGAAUCCAAUGAAUUCCUCAAAGUUCUGUGGGGGGGGGGAGUAGUAACAGUAACAAUAGACCUAAAAUAGAGUAUGUACAAGAAACGUAAUGGGACAUGUGGUAAUUCUCAAGCGUGAAAAGUACAUGCCUGAAGGAAGGGACUGCCACGUCUAGGAGUGAGGCCAUUGAAUAGCUAAUUGUGGUGAUAAGUGGUAUCCGUGUAUUAGGAAAGAUAAGGCUACGGAUAAUGUGUCGGACGUGGAGAAUUGUUUGGAUUAGAAGAAACAUGGGGUAUUCAUAGAAGCAUAAUAAUGAUUAUGCUAAGAAAACACUCAAUUAUACGUACCCUGUGUAUGGGAUAUUCGUGCCUAAUGGGUAAUUGGUGGACUGAAAACCGUUGAAUGAGACUGCAAGGAAUUUACACUGUUGUUAUAAACACCUAGCGAAGGGAACAGGAAAACAGGAGGGCAUUGAUGGGCCAGGUACAUAAGACAGGAUAAUUUAGUACUGCAUAACAUAAUGGAUUCACAGGAAAAAUAAUAUGAAAAUGUCUAACAAAGAUUAAGCUCCUUUUUAUAUAUAAAAAAGUAUUCAUUUAUUUUAUCGUAUUAACGAAAUUAACAGUAGCCUACAGUUCUCAUGAUUCGACUAAAACCUGCCUAAUUAGACAAGAGAGUACAAGUGAACGGAAUAGUACAUGAAAAGUUGUAUUCUAUUAAACUGGCAUGAGGAAUUCUGGCCACUAGGGGUUGUACGUGAGCAAUCUAGAGCCCUGCAAUCGGUAAAAUUUAUGCGAACGAACCGUUACAUGAAACAAAGAACAGAAAUGUACGAAUAGAAUUGCAAUACGAAAACUUAUGUUCGCAAGAAUAGAAGCCAUGCGGCAGCCAAACACAGCGUUCGUAUGGACCCUUUUGGGCAAACUCACAGUUCGUGGACCGAUCAGGGGAACGCAACCCAGAAGCAAUGGUAAAGUGAGAGGUCAGCCUGGAACUAUUUCCGACGGGCUCUGUCCAACACAAUGAGUAAAGUGGAGCGUGUGGCCGGUACAGCGGCUGGAACAAGGUAAGUAAUACUUUGGGGAGGUGGGUGUUUAAUCAGGCUGGGCAGACUUGAUCAUGGGACGAAGUAGUGUGUCUUGACGGGAGAACUUGGUUAGCAGGAACCAGCAUGGGAAUGAUGCCUUCGGUGAGUGAACUGGAAGUCUAGGGUUCUACGUGAAGCCAGCGGUGACGGUACUGUCGUUGAAGGUGCCUGAGAUUUUAUAGCCGGGUAACCACUCCCCCACUCCCAUAAUUACAGGCUACGCAUAUAUAUAUAUAUAUAUAUAUAUAUAUAUAUAUAUUUACACUAACAACAACAACAGUUGUAAUUAUUGCACCUUCUUCGUGACAUAUAGUGAGAACAGAGUUAUUUACUAAAGAGAGAAUUUUGGAAUGUCAAAGUCAAUUUAAAAUUUAAGGUCAAAGGCCGAACUGGAAGCAUAGUUGGUUUGAAGAAUUAUUCCAGAUUGACUAUUUUGGCCUUAAAAUCAAAAGUCACUUGGAUUUCCUAACAAUUCUCAGUUUAGUAAAUAAGCCUGUAACUCUUUUUUUCUUUUUUUUUUUUCAAGUAGACAGGUCCAGGAAUAACGAAAGCCAUUUAAAGCCAUUGAACACUAAUAAGUCAAUUGGGAUGAAAAUAAUGCGUCUAUAGCAGGGGUAGGCAACCUAUGGCACGUGUGCCAUGCACGACACUCAAGGUGUCUUUGCACGGCACUCAAGGCUGUUGAGACAAACAGGCUCUGGUCUAUCAAGAGUCCCAGUGAAACUUCAGAUAUCUGCUAAUACGAAAAGGUGGUGAAGGACAAUCCUCAAUGUAUGCAUUGCAGCAUGUAGAGGAACUGAUGUCCUUGACCUGUACCUGGCCAACCUGGUCCCCAAUGGACUCCAGGGAAGCCACCCACACUGCUAGAUAUACACAGACCUGCAGAAUAAGCCUCCCCCUCAUACAAAUACGAACAGCCCACAUGCAAACAUACACACAAUCCACACAUAUACACACAACCCCGCAUGCAGCCUCUCACAUGCAAUAUUCCAAACAGCCCUACACAUACACACACUACCAAACACAAUGUGACAUAUCCAUCCACACUGACAAUUUCACAAGCAGCUCCCAUACACAGCCCACAUUCAUAAGUAUCAUACACAAUACCACAAACUACUCAUGAACAUAUACAAUAUAAUAGCUCAUAUACACACACACAUACAACAAUACAAAGCAACUGCAGUAUAAAUAAUACAAGCAGAAUACGGCAACAUGCACAUCUCAAUUUCAAAGAGAAUAGGACCAGCACGCUACGGGGAAUCACAAUCUAAAUUCGGCACAGUGCUGCUAAAAGGUUGCCUACCCCUGGUCUAUAGUAAUACUUUAAUUUGAUUGACAUUUAUAAGCUACUGAUAAAGAUUAAAAAAGUAGGUGUGCCUUGUAAAUAUUUGUUUUAUUGAAGUCAAAGACCUUUUUACAACAAAGACUGAGAACCACUAGUACAUAUUCUGCACUACUUUGUGAUGCCUUUAAAUUGUUACAACUGCGAAUAAGAGUAUGUGAAAAACCUUUUGAGUGGAAAUACAGGUUUUUGCCAGGAGAGAUAGGAGUGCUUGCGUAAAGAAACCAUUACUCAGGAAGAUGAUGAUAGAGUGUGUGUGUGUUUAUUAUUGAACAGCUAUAUUCUACAUUGGAUGGUCCGGUAUAUGAAUGUCACCAAACAUAUUGCCCCAUUUGGUUUGUAUACUGAACUGACAGACCACCCAGAACAGUCGUAUGCCGCUCAUUGACCUUCCUGACCCUCAUUAUCACCUUCGUAAUCUGCAAUUACCACAACAUUCUAAGCGGUCGGCUGGGUGGGUGCCGUUCGUAUGGACGAACACGUGGCGGCGGCCAUCUUUAGUCGCAUACGUGUACAGCGGUGUUUGGUCAUCGAGUGUAUGGAACUAUAAUCAGGUACUCGACGGCGCAAACACCAUUGAGACUUCCAUCCCCACGCAUGUUUGGUUAUAUUCGUCUGGGAAGAGCGGCGUUCGGUGGCAACACACUCCUAAACAAGGGGCACAAAACCAGUGUACGUACGAACUGUUAUAUUCAUGGUUUUAUUGUAUUUUAUACUCCCGAAAGAGACCGACCUUCCCAAUUAAACAGAGAAGAUUACAUUAUCUGAGUCAAUGGAGUUCUUUAUUUUUUUCUUUGCUUUUUUUCUUCUUUUCUCUGUCUUUUAGCAUCUCCGCAAAAACAUGUGUAGUUCAUUUCAACAUACAAUAGUACCGUUUGAGGCUCUGAUGCAGUCAGGUGGUAUAGCCUCAGAUAUGGAAAUUUCUUUUCCAUGAAUCUGUAGUGUAGAGUUGUGUUCUUUUGAUGUAGUCAUCAUUAUACCUUUGGUAGCUGGUUGUACUGUAGAGUAGAUAGGGUCUUGAUUGUAUGUUAUCUUUACGGGAUUAGCUUCCACAAAUCUCAACCAGAUAUUGUUCAUAUCUGUUGAGUUUUCUUGUUGGUAUUAUAGUACCAACGCUGGCUUUUACAGGCACCCAAGUGACGUUUAGUAGUAUUCUUUAUAAGUCAAAAGAGCGGUUCAUUGGAUGUUUUCAUCAUUAUACCUAUAGUAGCUGGUUGAAUUGAAGAGUGAUUAGGUUCUUGAUUAUUGUAUCUCUCAGGGGUUUUAGUAUUCCUAUUCCCUCUAAAAUAUCCAGAAAACUUUCAUUUCUCUUGAGGUCUUCUCUUGAUAUGAUAGUAUCAUCACGGGCUUUUAAAAGACCAGGGGCACCAAGGGAUGUUAGCAGUAUUCUUUUUUUACUGCGGACCGACUGAUGGGAAUAGUAGUCAUAGUAACCACCAUAGGUUCAGGACAUUCGCUCAUGACUUUAUCCUCUGAACGCAUGCCAUCUGAGGGCGGAGCAUUGUAGUCUCUCUAUACAGAUCCCUCAUCUGAAUAAUAAGAUGCUAGGGAAUCAUCUGAGGGAGGAAAGGUAGGUAUGUCUGCUUUACGUAGAUCAGACGUACUGUAGUUUGUGUCUUUGUAUAUAGGAGUGCUUGUUUCUGUGGUCUUUAUCUUAGGUUCAGCGACUGCAGAAGGUUUAGGAGGUCUUCUUUGGAAGUAUGCGAUUCUGUGCCCUUUUUCUCCACAAAAAAAGCAUGAAUCCUCUUGCCAUCUUUUGUCCAUUUCAAGUUUUGUAAGCGGUUCUCGUUUCCUGCUUUUCCUGGAAGGAGAGACUGUCUUAGUCUUUUUCUUAGGUGAUUCACAGGGGCUUGAUUGAAGCAAAUAUGAGACUGAUUUACACAGUUCCAAGAGAUACUCAGCAAUAAUCGUCAGAACACCUGUUAACCCCUUAGUCUCCGUUUUAAGGCCUUGAAAUUCUGUCAUGAUCUUGUGCAGGUCAGGGAUGAGACUGAAACUGGGGUUAACUUCAGGGUCUUGGUUUUUUUUUUUGUUUUUUGUUUUUAUCUUGGACAUAGGAUGUCCUAUAAUAGAAAUUAAAGGAAUGGGAGAGAGAGAAAACAGAACAGAAUAACAGAUUACAGGUGAGAAUAACUAGGCUAUGAAGUAAAGGUUUUAGACAAUAAGCCCAAAGUGGAAAUAAGGUAAACCUAUAAAUGAAGUUAUAGGUAGGAGUUUGAAGAUAAACCUAUAAAAUAAAUUUAUAGGUACAAUCUUGAGGGAAAACAGGAUUUAGGCAAUAUGCCACAGGAUAUAAAGAAACAGGGAAACCUAUAAGAGAAAAAGAUAAAGCAAGAGAAUGAAAACCUAUUAAUGAGAUAAUGUUACUGGAAAACAAACAACUAAACAGAACUAGACAGAAAUAUAAAGAUUACCUAUAUAGGUUUUUAGUUUUUCAGUCUCUUUGGAUUAGAGGUUGUACUGUAGUAACAGGUAUUUUAUGAUAGAUGCCAAUAUUAUCUGGAAUAUUUGUAAAUCCAAUGUAGGAGUAAUGCAGGUAGCCACAAAGUAAUAAUGAAUUAGAGUCCCUCCCCUUGUCCUUAAUCUAGGACCUGGCGGCCCUCUCAACUACCCAGCUGUAACGCUGGCUGCGGGGCAGAGCACCGCUGGUCUCUGCCCACCGAGUAACCCUAACUGCAAGCCGGAGAGUAACCGAGAGACUUAUGGGUGGGCUACUCGACUAACUCAGGUACCGACCAACAGGAGGUCAGGUACCUGGUUAGUCUUCCCUUGGGAGGGAAGAUAUGUGGCGAACAGAACAUCGUCACUGGUUCUUGGAGGGGCCUGCUCGCCAGCCUCUUGCCCCAGGACUAUGACCUGGCUAAAAUAUGUUAAAAAGACUCUGUUCGUACAAUUGAGAUUAUAUGGUUCAGUUACCGAACAACCCCACGAACCAUAGAUCAUCCUGGAGCUUGUUAACAAAUAUUAACAACUUUUAACGUUUCUCACCGCAGUGUUCUAAAUGUUCGUCUGGGUGGCCGCAAUUCCUUUGGACAACCACGAGGUGGCAGCCAUCUUGUUCGCAUGAACACAGGCAGCAGUGUUUGGGCACAGAAACUCCCAAACACCGCUGGAAAUCUAUCAUCACCUGUGUUCGGUUCUAUACAGUUUAGAAGGACACUGCUCGGUGAAAUCAUUCGUCUGGAUGAGGGAAACAAGCUCCAGGGUUAAGACUAUUGACUCUGUUCGGUAGUUUGUUCGUUUUCAAACUAUCGAAUUAGACCGACCGCAAGCCCUGAUUCUCUGGAAUGGUUCUGGGCAGGGGACCAUGCCUGCGGUCAGUCAAAUGACUUUCAGCAAAUUCCUGAACCCCUGAACUGGGUGAUUUUUGGAUAUGUUGGUCACCGAGAUCAGGGCUAUCAGGGGAUGUAACUGUGGGGUUUUAUGUGUUUUGGGGGCACUUCUGGGGUGUUUGGGAAUUAUCUGUUUAUGUAUGGCCUUGUCCUGGAUCUGAGAGCCAAUGUAAUUAUGUGUUUUGUUUCUGCUGUGGUUUACUCUCAGAUCCAGGGGGGAGUGCCCCUUGCAUGGGGACUGUCAUAAAAGGCCAAGUGUGGUCCCAUUAAAAUCAGUCCACUUCACCCUCAACAUGCAGCCUCGUCUAGUGUUUGUAGGGAAUAGCUAUACCUGCUUUGGAUUACUAUACUGGCUAUAAUCACUAGCUCUUGUAAGAGCUACACAGCCAGACCUGCUAUACUCGCUGGAGGAGGAGAGGUCCACCCACUGGAAGCUGGAUCCUUAGGUCUAGGGUGGGUGGAGGACAGCGGGACCCCAGCCAAGCUGCGGCAGCUAAGGGCUAUGGUGCUUAUGUGGUCUGGUGCAAUGCUUAUGGUACUCAAGGCGACUAGGAAGCAGUGAUUGGCAGAGGCACCCAGUCAGGGUGCCUGGUGGUCUGUUGCAAUGAGUAAAGCAGGUUAUAAAGCCAAUAAGGUAAGUCCACAGGUUAUAACACAGGAGCCAGGAUAUGAAGUAUUUCAGGCAAUCCUCAACUUCAAUGUCAAGGCCAUGAGGUGAGUUGGGUGUAACCUUUUUAUUGGAUCUGAAUUCGUCCAGGCAGGUGAGGAUGAGAUGGAAAUCUCUGUGCUAGUGGUUAGGGAGGCCACCAGUGGCAAAUAAAAUCAGUGCAGGAACUUGGUUUUUAAAGGAACAGAACAAAAAGUCUUGUUUGCCAGGAUAGGAUACUGACACAUAUACACACAGCCACAUUAUGUGAUAUUUUGGAUUUCAGUACUAUAUAUAUAUAUAUAUAUAUAUAUAUAUAUAUAUAUAUAUAUAUAUAUAUAUAUAUAUAUAUAUAUAUCUCUAUAUAUAUAUAUCCAAAAUAUCUCAUAAUGUGGCUGGGAGACAUAGCAUAAAGAGAGAAUAGGAAUAAGGCCCAUAAUUGAAACCUGUACUUGAGAGGAAUUCAUACCAGAGAAAGUUGCAGAUGUGAAUUAGGGUCUGAAGGGACAAAAAAUAUACGGUGUAAAGAAAUGGGAUCAAUGGGUGUAGACUAUGAAGCAAGAAUAUAAAAGAAGUGCAGAAACUUCCUGUUAAGUGACUGGGCAAAAUAAAUUUAGACGGGAAAAAAGAGCCAGAAGUGAAUAUCUGGGGUAAUUACUGCUUAUAUGAAUGAAACACGUCUAGUGUUACCUUAAUUAUUAUUUUAUUUUUUUUAAUAAUUUUGACUACUGAAGCACCCAUACGUUCAUAUAAUGACUUUGGGCAGGGAAUAUGUUAAGAGAAGCCAUAUUGUGCAUCUUUUGGUCCUUUCCUUUAAAUUUUCUUAGAUGUAUACAUACAUUCAAAUAUAUACAUACUUUAAAAUGAAACAUAACUUGUUUUUUUUUAUACAUAAAAAAGACACCUGUCUCUAGCUCGGACUUCCCACAGAUGUAAUUGUUCAUACUGAUGUUCUCUCGACAAUCUUUACAUUGAUUAAGAAAAUAUCCUGCUAAAUGGCCUCUUAAAGAAUUUCCACAUAGAGAUUUGUAGUUAUUGGAAUAUGUCUCGGUGGGUGAUCUUUAUGAUAUGACCUCCUUUUGUAUUGAUGUGAAAAUAGCAAAAUUGAUGCAGAACAUUUCUCAUGAAGUUGCUAAGAACAGGCUAGAUUCUUCUCGUAUCUCUACUUAGAUUUAUUUUGUAAACUUUUGUGUGGCUUGGUUAUAGAGUUUUCUUUUUUCUUUAACAUAGUUUUUAUAAACACUCAGAGAAACCUACAGAAGAUACUUAAAAAAAAUAAAAAUUCUAACUAUCUCAAAUUUUUGUCACAUUUAGUUAUUUCAAAAAGUUAAAUAUUGUCUCUUGUAUAACCUUUAGAAAACAUAUUCCAUGCAAGACUUAAUAAAAUGGCUUACUUCUUGUUAGUCCAAUGUGGUUAUAAAAUGUAUGUAUUUUAUAUAGUGUGUAAUGUUUGUAUUUAUUUAUUUAGAGUUGAAAUAUGUUUGAUUACUUACAGUACAUUAAUCAAAUAUGAGCAUAGAACCUUUGCAGAAAUAUUCUUAGAAGUAAGACAACUUGUAGUGGGUGGCAAAGUAAACCGAGAAAUUAUAUUCCUGUACAUAAAUGGAUCAAAGACUGACAGGAAGUUUAAUGUGAACGUUAGUAAAUGCAGACAUGAACCUGCUGCUAUUGCCAAAUAUCUCAAGAAUGGAAAACUGAAGCAGUGCUUACUGACCACAGCGUGAUUCCUGACAAGGGUUGUAAAUAAACCUGAGAUGUAUGACUGCAUUAAGCAGCAUAUCAUGUAUUAGCCAUACUAAAUCCGCAACGUCUGAAGGAGUGUCAUGCCAUAUAAGAUUACGCUACAGUCCUGUUGCUGCUAUUAUUAUUGCGACUAUCGUUAUUGCUACUGUAAUCUACCACCAACAAAUUACUCAGCGCGCUACAAACAUUGACUGAAAAGUAUAACAAAGUGUAAUUUGACGGAAUCAGAUGAUUAAUACGUAGAAAAAGUAACUAAUGCAGCAGAAAUCUAAAUUUCAUUUUUGCCUGCAUGUUUCUUUAUAUUUUCGCAGAUUAUUAUUUGUAGACACGGACUUCAGCACCAUCAGCUUAAAAAUUGAAGAUUCUUGUGGUCGAGAACACCUAAUCAAAUUAAAGUUGAAUGCAAAGGUAUGUAGAAGGGAAAAAAAAUCUGUUUAUUAAAAAUGUGUAAACCGAAACGCGGUUUCCUAUAGGAAUGCAUUGAAAACCAAUUAAUCCGUUCUGGAGGUCAGAAAAAAAGUAGAUAUGAGCUGGCAUGGAAACGAACCCGCAAUGCGGAACAUAUACAGUAAAAGGCAUGCAAACGACGAAGCUCAGCUCCCUACCUUUUCACCGCUUGAGAAAUGCACCAAAGAAAUUCCAGAAUGGCUCCAAAACUCGAUGCAAAAGCCGCUCCAACACCCCCACACUCUACGCCAUGUGCUAUCCACAGACUCCAGCAUGCACGGGGCGGUGCUAUAAACCUCUCAAGCCCAAUGCAUUCUGGGCAAAUUUGCUUUCGUAUUGCGAAAAAAAAUUGUAAACAGAGGCAUUAUAUUAUUGGAUUUUCAUUUCUAAACCGAAAAUUAUGUUAACCGAGGCGUUUGUAAACCAAGAAAUAAUACUCUGCUACAAUGUAAAGUAGUAAGUGUACAGCCUGUAUAACUGUUGUAAAUUUGCUGUCCACUCAAAAUAACAACACACAGCCAUUAGUGUCUAAACCGUUGGCAACAAAAGUGAGUACACCUCUAAGUGUAAAUGUCCAAAUUGGGCCCAAAGUGUCAAUAUUUUGUGUGGCCACCAUUAUUUUACAGCACUGCCUUAACCUUCAUGGGCAUGGAGUUCACCAGAGUCUCACAGGUUGUCACUGGAGUCAUCUUCCACUCCUCCAUGACGACAUCUGAACUGGUGGAUGUUAGAGACCUUGCAUACCCCACCUUCCGUUUGAGGAUGCCCCACAGAUGCUCAAUAGGGUUUAGGUCUGGAGACAUGCUUGGUCAGCCAAUUUACCUUUACCUUCAGCUUCUUUAGCAAGGCAGUGGUCAUCGUGGAGGUUUGUUUGGGGUCGUUAUCAUGUUGGAAUACUGCCCUGCGGCCCAGUCUCCGAAGGAUGGAGAUCAUGCUCUGCUUCAGUAUGUCACAGUACAUGUUGGCAUUCAUGGUUCCCACAAUGAACUGUAGCUCCCCAGUGCCGGCAGCACUUAUGAGGGCCAAGACCAUGACACUUCCACCACCAUGCUUAACUAUAGGCAAGACACACUUGUCUUUGUACUCCUUACCUGGUUGCUGCCACACACGCUUGACACCAUCUGAACCAAAUAAGUUUAUCUUGGUCUCAUCGGACCAAAGGACAUGGUUCCAGUAAUCCAUGUCUUUAGUCUGUUUGUCUUCAGCAAACUGUUUGCGGGCUUUCUUGUGCAUCAUCUUUAGAAGAGGCUUCCUUCUGGGACGACAGCCAAGAAGACCAAUUUGAUGCAGUAUGCGACAUAAUAUCUGAGCACUGACAGGCUGACCCCCCCCCACCCACUCCUUCAACCUCUGCAGCAAUGCUGGCAGCACUCAUACGUCUAUUUCCCAAAGACAACCUCUGGAUAUGACGCUGGGCACGUGCACUUAACUUCUUUGGUUGACCAUGGCAAGGCCUGCUCUGAGUGGAACCUGUCCUGUGAGACCGCUGUAUGGUCUUGCCCACCGUGCUGCAGCUCAGUUUCAGGGUCUUGGCCAUAUUCUUAUAGCCCAGCCCUAGGCCAUCUUUAUGUAGAGCAACAAUUCUUUUUUUCAGAUCCUCAGAGAGUUCUUUGCCAUGAGGUAUCAUGUUGAACUCCCAGUGACCAGUAUGAGAGAUUGUGAGAGUGAUAACACCAAACUUAACACACCUGCCCACCAUUCAUACCUGAGACCUCGUAACACUAACGAGUCACAUGACACCGGGGAGGGAAAAUGGCUAAUUGGGCCCAAUUUGGACAUUUCCACUUAGGGGUGAACUCACUUUUGUUGCCCACGGUGUCACGAUUCGGGGAACCCAACACGCUGGCACACACACACAGAAAAGGUGCCGUACCGGACCUUAGAGUGGCCGGGCUAAGCACGCUAAGAGUAGUCAGGAGACAAGCCAAGUAAAGGGAGCCAGAAAACGGGAGAACGAGGAACAAGCCGAGGUCAAAGGAGUGGAGAAGACAGGAUAAUCGGAAUAACGAGCCAAAUAAUUAGUAACCAGAGAGCAAGACGAGAACACUACGCUACAGGGCACUGAGGGACAGGAAAGGUAAGUAUAAAUACCCUUGGUUUAAUUCUGAUUGGAUAACUUCCAAUCAGAAUUAACAAUCACACGUGGGGGAUAUCUAUACCUCCCACUGUGAUUGUGGUACUGUUUCUUUAACACCGGGUCACUCACGUGACCCUGGCGUUUACUUAAUUCAUUGACCUCCCAGCGUGCAGCGUUAUACGUGCUGCUGCUGGGGGGCGUGGAGGACGCGGGCGGCGAGCGGCACAGAGGAGACGCCGCUCGCCGACAGGUAAGCAGAGGGGAGACCGUGGCGAUGGACUGAGGGUGAGUGCUGCAAGUGGCGUGCAGCCUCCCCUCCUAGCCGCCCGCGGAUCCCUGACACACGGUUUAGACAUUAAUAGCUGUGUGUUGAGUUAUUUUGAGGGGACCGCAAAUUUACACUGUUAUAAAGGCUGAACACUUACUACUUUUGCAGCAGAGUGUCAUUUCUUCAGUGUUGUCACAUGAAAAGAUAUAAAAAUAUUUACAAAAAUGUGAGGGGUGAGAUACUGUGUGUGUGUGUGUGUGUGUAUAUAUAUAUAUAUAUAUACAUAUAUAAUCAAUUAAUUGUAUUUUUGCCUUUAGCAUGUUAUAAUUUGCAGAUUGUUUACAUUGUGGGCCACAUGCUUAUUAAGUUGCAUUGUCACAUUUUUGCAUGUGGAACAGGAGAUCUUUCAUAAAUCUGCUCAUACAUAUUCAGGGAGACGUCAUAAGCAUCUAUUAUGCAUUGCAGAAGAAUGUAUUUGUUACCAAAAUGCGAGAGGCACUAGGUAAUCUAAGAACCACAUUUUGCCAAAAAUCUGUGAGUUCAUUCCAUAAUCUUUUGAUGAUAUUCUAUUUUUGUGAAAUCUCAAUGCAGUGUCUAAUAGUGGAUUCAUACUGUCAGUCAAUUCUUGGCAUAUUUUUUUUAAUUUUUUGUGAAAAUUUAGUAAAAAAACAUCACUUAAUGACUACUUUAAACAUAACGAUUUAAAAAAGGAUAGUGCAAACCAUGCCUUAUUAAUUUUCUUUAAGAAAUUGCAAAUGCAAUACAUUUUUUAAUGGUGAUUUUACAAAUGGACAGAUAAUGUUCCUCACCGCUCAUGGCAUAAAUAAACAAAACAUAUACUGGAAAAAUUGAAUCCCAAAAAUUUAAAAAUAGGAAUUUAUUGUUCUGCUUUUCACAGACACUGAAAGAAACGUAAUUUUCUAUGUUUUUUUUCAUACAUAUUUAAGUGGUACAUUUAAUGAUUGUAUGCCGUCAUGGGGGGGUGGACAUACUGGAACAUCUUGGAGCUUAAGUUAUUAAGUAAAUUGUCUGAAGAAUUGUUUUCUUUUAAAGCCAUUUCACAGUUGGUGAAAUUACUGUUUCACUUACUAGUCUGUUAAGCAAUGCUAUAAAGGGGAUUAGUAUGUACUUUCUUCCUCGGAAGGUAUCUUUUUAAUUUUACCCUACAUCAUUAAGUUGGUGAAACAGAGCUCUGCUUGCCUGAAAUAGACUACAAUGAGAUCCUUAGAAUGCUUUAAGUAACCUAAUAUUGGAUGUUUUUCCUGUUAAAUUUAACAUUCCCAUCAGCAUCUAGAUGCAGGUAUUAAAGAAAGCAGUAUUUGUGUUGUCUAUAAUGUGCACUUCUAAGUGAUAAAUAAAGAAGCAUCUGGUACAUUAAAUGAAGACGCUAACGUGCCAGCAUUAAUGUUGUGCCUCUCAUUAUUUAAUUCAAGGUUUUCUGAACUGUUUGUGACUUUUUAAUAAUACCCUUUCUUGCCUCUAGCCACUUAAAGUCCCCUAAGCUCACAAAGCUAACUAGUUCAAUUUUUCAGCUUUUAUCUGUGCCCAAGAGAAGACAAAUAUAUAACGGGGCAAGGAUAUUUGUGCUAACGCACAUGUAAUUUUGGUCUUGUGUUUAAUUUAAAACAACACUUUUUUUUUUACCAGUAAUAAUCCUAGCACAAAAUGUAAAAUAGCAGGUUUCUCUUUCAGACUUUUACAUUUUGCUCUAUUAAGUAAAAUGUAUUUCUGCAAACAGGCAAAAAAAAACAAAAAAAACCUCUUACUGUUAAAUUACUUCAAGCCUCAAAAUCUGAUUAUUUUCUGUAUUUUGCGUUAGGAUUCCAAUUAUGUUUAAUGUUCAUAUGAUACCAGCUAGUAACAUAGCAGUAAAAAGUUUUUUUGUUGUUUUUUUUUGUUUUUUUAUGAGCCAACAAAACUGUCACAUUUGAUAAAAAAAAAAUGAAUAGGAUAAUAUCCUAUAUACAAUCGCCUCUUUAAAAGGGAAAAAAACAUUUGUUUGCCUUGUAAUUUUCAAAGUGCUCAGUUAGUGUAACAGACACACACACAAAUGCUAUUAUUUAUUUAUUUUUUUAAAAACAUUCUCUAUUCAGAUUUCAAAGAACAGACACAUGUAACUAUAAAGCAGGUGUAAAUAUCACCAGUAGACGACAAUGAUUCCUCAAUAUAAAGCAUUCUGUAAAAGUUAAGCAUAAUAAUUAAGGAAGGUACACACUUACAAGACCAGAUUCGUUCCGUGCACACCAUUGGUGGGGAAACCUUGAAGAAGGAGAUAUCAAAAGUCUAAGAAGGUAGCUGAAAAAAUGCUCAAAGAGAUUCAAAAGUAAGAAGGAAAAAAGGAAAGGAGGGAAGAAAACCAGAAGAAAAGAGAGAGUAGAGAAGAUGGCGAGAAGGGGAGAAAGGAGAUGUCUUCUCAAGGGUGUAGUGAAGCUAUUGAAAUCUAGUACACACAGGAAUAUGAAGGCUAAAAAUCACUUAUCUUAACUUGCACUUAUUUUAGAUACGAAGUCUAGCCAAUGGAGCCAAGUAGUGUUGAAUACCUCCAAUCUCCGUAAAGGGUUUUUGUCAAAGCUCAAUUUUACAGAUUUCUGCUACUUAAGAUAUCCACUGUUUUUUUUUGUUUGUUUUUUGUUUUUUAUUGAGAUAUAUAUGGAACAUACAUGUGAGUCAUAAUAUGCAUUGGUAAUCAACAUUAGUCAACAACAAUUUACAAGUGAUUGAGCCGUCAGUUUUUCUUUUUUGUAGGGUAAUAAGAAAAUGAGUGCACAUGAAUUACUUGAUAAUUCACAAAAAAAUAUAUAAUAAACACAAUACAGAAUAGAUACUAUGUUCUUUAUGAUCUGCCUAUUCCUAAGUGUGGUAGAAUAACUGAGAAGUGACACUUAAAUAUUCUCAUGGAAUCUGGAGCUUGAGAUAUAAAAACUGAUUAUACUAAAAGGAAAUAAAUGGAGCAGCAGUUAGGAUAAUUGGAUCACAUGGUAUACUUUAAGAUCACAUCUCAAGCUCCACUGGGAUUUGGUAACCCUAACCAAGUUCGGUGGCGGAUGGGUAAUUGCCGUGGAUGGCGGCUUGGGCUUAACAAACAUUUCAGCUACAAAGCUGACAGUGAAACCCAUGGUAUACAAGAAGAGAGGUAACUAAAAAAUUAAACAGAAGAAAAACAAAAAGGGAAAUAAUUGUGAAUCAAGAAUAUAACGCCGGUCUGUUUGGGAGUCUACAGUCUCCUGUUCGUGCUUGCUCAUGUCCCUGCGCGCCAGUCUUCUCCACCUCUGGGUAAGAAGGGGACUAGGCUUGCUGGAUCCAAGGAGUGAUGAGAUGUAGGACCAUUGGCUGUCAGUGACAGCGUUGGGAGUCCCAGUGAUUUACGGAAGAUAGAAGUUUCCUUUAUAGAAACAAUUUUGUGGACGGUUUUAUUAUGAGUGACAGAGAGAGAUGGUGACCAUCUGUAUUCCAUGUUAGCUUCUAUGUUGAACUGUUGAGUCACUGGUUGUAGUGAUCUUCUCCACUGAAGUGUGGCUCUAGUGAGGUUAUAUAGUGGUAUAUAGUAAGAUUUCAUAAUUCAAAAGAGUUAGGUGUUUUGCCAUUUAAACCAUUGCAACAGAAAUUUGAUGUUUCUGUUGCAAUGACGCCAUGUGUGGCUGAUGAUUGUGCUAAUGAGGACUUAUUUAUGCGACAGGCCCCAUCCAAUGAUCUUCUUGGCAUAGUUUGGAGGGAGUAUUGAUGCCAUUAGGCAACGUAAGUUAUGCAGCAGUUCAUUCAUAGUGAUUGCAUCAGGGAUUCCUCUGAGCUUUAUUUUGUGGCGCCUGCAGCAGUCAUCCAGAAAAGCCACUUGCAUUGUGAUAGUGUGUUGGGCUGAGCUGUUUCUUGUUUUCUGUUCGUGCAGUCAGGCUUUGACGAAUGUUUAAGACAUCUGCCUCAGUGGCCUUGUCCUCUAUUAGUAACUUUUUGGACAUCUGCUUUUACCACCGCAAUAUCUGCCACCAAUAGCAGUUUUAUGUCCUACAGGAGAUUUUAAAUGUCCUAUUUAGUGGCAGGAGCUAUACUACAAGGGUCUGCCUGUUGAAGAUGGUGGUGGGCUGAAUGGGGCUGAUUGCCUAGUUGUGGGUUGUGAGAUACUGACCUCCUGGCCGUCAUGAUCAGCCAUUUAGUAAUACACAUGGUGCUGGAAGAGAGUGCCUAUGUCUCGCACAUCAGUCUGAGCACUGACCUGAGGCUUUUUAUGGAUCUUCUCAUUUGUGUAUUGCAGGCAUCCGCCAUCUGUGCAGUGUCUCCUGGGCUCAGGUAGUCCAACUCUGGAACUGUAGAGCCGGCAAUGUAUGACGUGGAUAAGGCCCCAGGCCUGCAGCAUUGCCUUGUUGCCGAUGCCGUGUAUAAGAAAGCCUUUUUUCAGUAAAAUAAGUUCUUCUGGGUCAAGCACAGGCUGAAUCUCCAUAAGAUCAGACGAGAUUCUGUAGAUAUUUGUCCUUUGGUGCCUAAAUAUUCAGGAGCCUACAGUAUGGUGUCCUCUCUGCUCCACAAUCAGCUAUUCACUGUUCUACACUAGACUGUAUUUUUCCUGAGUGCCGGGAUCAGCACCCUACACACGUUGAGAGAAUGUUUAGUGAGAGAUUUCUUAAAUUUGGAUUUAAGAGUGGAGACAUAGUUGAGUAAUAGGGCCGCUGGCUGGAGAGGAACCCCCUCCACCACUAUGGAAGUGAAGGUCUUGUAUACAUGUUGCCAAAAUGGCACUAUAAAUGGGCAAGUCCACCAAUUAUGAAUCCUAGUUCCAGUCCCCUCCUUGCAUAUUUAACAUUUAACAGAGACGCCUGAGGAAAACUCUGUGUAGGAGGUGAGGCAUAUUGUACCACCAAGUCAGGAGCUUGUAGUUUUAUCUGGACAGCAGAUCUGCUGGAAGAAUUAUAGAAGAGGAUGAUCAUCGUACAACAUAGGUCAUCAGCAAAGACCAUCUCCAAGUCAUGCUUUCAAUUUUUCCAUGAAUUUUGACAGAGAACAAUAUUUUCCCAGUGUACCAUGUGUUUCUCAGGGAGCAGAGGGAAAAGUAUAGAAAUGUCUAAUCUGAUAGUGGAGUAUCCGGUCAGUCAUAGUACACUUUCUAUUCUGAAUGAGUGACGCAACAGGGGUUGUGCCAGCAGAGGUAGAGUAGAGAUUUGCAAGAUGUUCUUAUUAACUAGCUGUCACAAAAAACCAAAUCACUAGAGGAGGAAAAAUUACCUUAAAACAAAAGUGACAAACUGGUUCAUGUAGUUUGUAUACAUAAGUGGAGCGAUCUAUAGAAGUGGUUGGUUAAUAAAGUGCUCCCUAGCAGAUUUUAUACAUAACAGAUGCAUACUAUAGUAUUGAAAUAAAGUUUCUUUGGAAUAUAGAAAGAAUGUAUGAAUUAGAUAACCUUUUUUGUUAUAAUAUGUUUACUGAAACAUGGUUCUUUAAUGCCAUACUAUAAAUCAGGGUACAAAGAAGGUUUAGAAGCAAUCCAGAAAAUGAUUGGUGUAUUUCAGAAAUUUGACGGUUUGUGUGUUGGUAGAGCACCUCAAAUUAUUGUAAUAAAAAUGUAUCCAAUAUAAUUAGUAGUAAAAAGUGAUAGAUUGCAGAAAAGACAAUUAUAGUUGAGCUUGAAGGACCACUAUAGGCAUCCAGACCACUUCAGCUCAAUGAUGUGGUCUGGGUGCUAGGUACCUCUAGUUUUAACCCUACAGCUGAAAACGAAACUGCUAUGUUUCACUGAGGGUUAAUACAGCCUCUAGUGGCUGUCUCACUGACAGCUGCUAGAGGCGCUUCCACGAUUCUCACUGUGAAAAUCAGUGAGAAGACGCCGGACGACCAUAGGAAAGCAUUGAGUAAUGCUUUCCUAUGGGCUGUUUGAAUGCGCGGGCGGCUCUUGCCGCGCAUGCGCAUUUGGAUCUGAUGUUGGAACGGGGUGGAGAGUUCCCCAGCACAGAGGGAGCCAGGUGCUGAAGAAAGGUAAGUGGCUUAAUAGGUUUUAACCCAUUCAGCCCUGAGGGUGGGUGGCGCCUAAUGACCCUAGAGUUCCAGGAAAACGAGAUUGUUUUCCUGGCACUAUAGUGCUCCUUUAAUAAAUUUCAGGUAGUAUAUAUCUGUAAAAUACCUUUUAUAAAAGGUUCUUACUGUAUCAGAAUCAAUAAUCCAAAUCUGGAGUAUAAAACUGCUCCAAUUUACUCUCACCAUCCAGAAGACCCAGGUUUAUACUGACUGUUUAAAUGUGUUCAAUGCCAGCAAGAGACUGGUACCAUCCACAUUGUAAAGAAUUAAACAGAUAAGGAAAACAAAUGCUUUUUUUAUAUUACAUUUUCUUUGUUUCGUUGAAAGCCUGUACUUCAUUUUCCUAUAUAUACCUGUGUGUCAUUGCUUUUAUUCUAUAUUUUAUUUUUUCCCCUUGCUCUCUGAGUUCAAAAGUUUUAUUGCCCUAUUUUUAUUAUUUUUAGUAUACCAUUAUGUAUACCAUUAAGGAUUCUUCGUUGUUUUAUUCUUUUCUUUAGUAUCCUAAUGAGGCCCCCGAUUGCAGUAUAGAACUUCCAGUUCCAUUUGCCAUCUCAUGGACACCAAAGGUAAGUAUUUGUAUUUGAGAGAGAAAAAAGUAAUGUAAAUUAUAUAUUUAAUAAGUGGUUGUACUUUUUUACACCGGGGAGCCCCUAGUAUUAUUUCAUCAUGUUCUGCAGGCAACAAUUGCUACUUACUAAACUUCUUGUAAGAAGUAAUUAUUUAACAAGAAAAGGUAUACCAGAUUACAAACGAAGCUGAUAAAUAUACUAGACCAGUGAUGGCGAACCUAUGGCACGCGUGCCACAGGUGGCAUGCCAGGCCCUUUCUGUGGGCACGCGGCCAUAGGUUUGCCAUCAAUGCAGAGUAGGCACCUGCCUGCCCAAAACGGCAGGCGCCUACUCUGCUUCCAUGUCGGGAGGCAGGGGGAGGGAUCUGUGAAGCAGCUCCCCUGUCCUCCCGCGAGCAAGCUGUGUGGAGCGUUGCAGCGCGUAAAUAUGGCAACGCUCCACACCGCAUCGUGCGGGAGGACAGGGGAGCUGCUUCACCCCUACCCACCUCCCCCCCCCACAGACACAGUACCCCUACCCCCCCACACAGAGUGUGUAUUCAGUGGACUGUGUAUGUAUUCAGCAGUCUGUCUGUAUGUGUAUUCAGCAGACUGUGUGUGUGUGUGUGUGUGUAUUCAUCAGUCUCUGUAUUUAGCAGUCUUGUGUGUGUGUGUAUUCAGCAGUCUGUGUGUAUGUAUUCAGCAGUCUGUGUGUGUAUGUAUUGCAUUUGUUGGAGAUACUAAUAAAUAUAAGCUUAAUUUUAUCUAUUUAUAUCAUUAUUUAAAAUUUGUAUCAUUGAAGUCUCUGUUGUUGUGUUCUUUUAAAACAAAAGUUGUUAAUUAGUUCGGACAACAGUACAAGCUGUUUUUUCUAAACUUAAACCUCAGUAUUGGGAAAAAAGUUGGCGUGUAUUGCGGUUUGGGCACUCGGGCUCAAAAAGGUUUGCCAUCAUUGCAAUAAACAAACCUCAUGUGUUGUGCUUGGUGCAUUUGAAGUUUCACUCCAAACAUCUUGCCUACUACAGCAUCACCCGGACCCCUUCUAAAACGGUUUGAGUACUUAAGCAGAGAACUCAUUGUAAGUUAUAUUUUCAGUUGCAUAUGGGGAAACCAGUUGAAGCAUUUGUUGUGUUGAGAUAUUUCAAUUGCUUUUGUUUGAUUUGUUCAUUGCAUCAGCUGAAAGCCUGUAAAUUUAAUAAACCUAACUUUCAAAGAGGGUUGAAUAAUUGAGAGAGAGAGAGAGAGAGAGAGAGAGAGAGAGUGUGUGUGUUUUCUUUACUUGUUUCUAACCAUGAACAAACCAAAAUGCUUGCUUACCGUAAGUUUAAAAAAAAGUUAGUUUUUUUUGUUUUUUAUUUUUUUAAAAAAGGGGUAGGGAGAAUAGGUUAAAUAGUCACUAAAUAGCAGUGUUUAAUUAUUAUAGUAAAUGUAUAUUGGAAAUGAAAAUGUUGAGAGCUUGUGUGAAUUACUGUUAUUUUAUUCUGUCUGUGUGUAUAACUGUUUUGUUAGUGCUGCUGGACUUCAAAACUUGGAAGAUCUUCCUCCUUUUUUUUUGUGUGUGUGAGAGAAAAAUAAUAGAUGCUGCUUUGUGGCAUCCAUAUUAAAAAUGGGUAAUUUUCCUUAUGGUCCCUGUCUUCCUGCUGGGUUGAUAAUGUUUUGAUGUAUUUUUCUUUUGCUCUGAUGAGAGGUCUGCCGCUGCUGCUCUGACAUAUUCAUUUGGAUGAAUAAUUAUAACUUGCACAAUGUCAAGCAGAAGAUGGUAGGGUUUUGUGCGUCAUGACAAGUCUAGUAGCCAGUGCAGGUGUCUCACAGCAUGAUCAGAAACAGCCCGUGAAUUCUGGCUCAGAGGAGACAUUUAGAGUGGUAAGAAAUCAGCACCAAGGGCAACGGCGCUGCUUCUGUUCCUGUGCUAGUCAAAUAAAAUGCAAAGUGCUUCUCAAUGACAAGUUUUAAAGCAUUCAUUUAUUUGAGUUGUAGAUUUUGUUUUAAUUAACGGGAUAAUUUGUUAUUCAUUAAAUGUUUAGCAUGAAAAGCAGCUUUGUCACAAAAGCUGAAUGUGGAAAUAUUAGUGCCCCUCAAGAAUAAUUAUCCACACACUCGGACCAUGUAUCACUGUGAUGCAUAUGUGGACUGAAAAUGACUAAUGGGAGUCUGCAACCCGAGAUGCCCUAAAGUAUGAAGGCCUGAAAGGAGGAUUGUUGUAAAUGACACUAUCCUCUUGCCAUCAUUAGCAAGACAUUGUACAAGCUAUGAUUAUUCACCGAAAUGAAUAUGUCAGAGGAUGGCUUGCCUUAAAGGAUUUUUUUUUUCUUUUCUUUUUUUUCCCUUCAGCAAAGAAAGAAAAGACAUAUGCCUUUUGUGUGUUGUGUUAUUUGUGUAGUAUUUAACAGCAACACUCUAUACUCACAUAAUUCCUAUUUUUCUGUAUCGAUACAUAUAUUUUUUUUGUUUCCUUUUUUCAUGCAUUUGUAACACCUCAAAUAAGUAAAAAGAGAACAGGUGACAAUUUCUCCAACCUCUAAUUAUGUUGUUAGCAGGGACACUGCAGAUGCAUUGUUUUACAACUGUAAGUUAGAAUUGGUAUGUGCAUGAAAUUCAAUUACCAAUACAGUUCAUUUAUUUAUCUAUUUAAAAAAAAAUGUUGAGCCUCAUGAUGGCAUGUGUUGCAUUAUAAAGACUUCUUCACAUGCUUACAAGUAGUGUUACAAUAAAUAUUUAGACGAUUCUCAUCUCUGCUCUUGGACAUCUUAAACAUCCACAUCAUGGGUACAGUGAGACAUUGUUGGUGCCAGAUUGCUUUUAAGUGUUGUCCUGGCAAUAUGUAUUUGUCAAGUCCAUAAAUAUAGAAAGAGAUCUCUUCAAAUCCUUAAGUGUCGUACCUGUAAAACUCCCAACAGUUGCAGUCAGUCUUCCAGUUGAUAUAGGUGGUUGCAAACAGUUAAUCUGUGACAGAUCAGAUGUUAUUGAAGUAUUCAUGUUUCGAUCCUACUAGAUGAAAAUUUUCCUUAUAUUAUAGUGCAUAAAAUCACUGGUGGUAUGUCCUGGGUCUUUCUCAACUGUAAGAUUGAAAAUUCUGACAUAAUAGUGAGGGGCAAAAUAUUUAUUAUAGCCUUAUAUAAACACUGUACAUAUGUUUCAUAUUAAAACACAAUCGAGCUAAAUUACUUUUUUUUUUUUAUAUAUUUUGAAUUUGUCCUUCCAGAAUACCCUGAAAAAUAUAUAUGAUCAAGUUUUAGCAACACUGGAGUCCUUAAAAGAUUUUUGGGAUGCUUUAGAUGAAAUUGACAAGAAUACCUGGGUCCUGGAACCAGAAAAACCCACUCGCAGUGCCACUAUGAGGAGGAUUGCACUUGGUUAGACAAUAUUUUUUAUUCUUUUUUUUUAAUUAUUAUUAUUUCAUAUCAUUAAGUUUAUCAAAUAAAUUAUCAUUAACAAACAGUUCUUCAGAUGGAAAUGGUUAUCUGUUUGCAAUAAAAAAAAAAAAGCAGUGAAUGCUUGCUAAAACAUUAUUGGGGACCUUUGACAAUGGUCAGACAAGUCUUGAUCAUCAUAUUAAUAUAUGAAGCUACUACGUAAGCACAACAAAUAUUACCUCACUCAAAAUAGUUUUAAAAUUAUUGGUGCUUCCUAACUGCACAACCUUGCUAGCUAAAGGGGUUUUGGAAAAAAAUACUUUAUGUAUAACCCCAUAUGCAUUUUAUUUAUUUUUAUUAUUUUAUUUUUUUCUGUUAUAGGUACCAAUGUAUCAAUUACAAUUGACCUUGAUCCUAGACAUCCCACCAUGCUUCCUGAGUGCUACUUUCUUGGAGCAGACCAUGGUGCGCUAUUGUUUUAAAAUUGCUCUAAAAAGAUUCAAGAACAAACCCUUUCUCGUUUACAUGUAGUAUACCAUUCAUGUUCUCAUUUGUAUAGUCUGUAGUCCCCUAGAGCCCCUACGGUGACAUCUGCCUAGUCUGUGUUAUGUGUUACUAUGGUUUGCAUAGGGAGCCAUGUGACAAUUAAUGUUCAAACUCGCAUAGAUCUCUUAGAUUUUAGAGAAAUCUAACCACAUUUGCUAUGGAAACAUUGCAUAGAUUAUAAAGUGUCAUUGCAAUUAAAAAAAAAAAACUUUUUCCUUCUUUUAUUCCACUGAACACUUUUUGAUAUUAUUAACAAAAUGCAGAGGUUACAGCACAAUGUGUUAUAGCACCCACAAUAUGGAGAUCACAAACUAUACUGAGAGCGUGUUACAGAAGAAUACAAACAACAGUAAAUCUUAGGGGUCAUGGAAGUACAAUAAAAGUUUCAGGAUUGUAUGAGAUGAAGUAGACCCCGUGUUACAACAUAUAUUUAGCUUGUUUACAAGUGCCAAUUGAUGUCUGUGACCUUAUAAAUGAACAUUUGUAUUCUAAUUAUUUUGUGUUAACAUAUAUAUUUCUUCUAGUGGUAAAUCCCUUAAAAGAUAAAUUGAAUUCCAAUAUACAUUUAUGGUAAGUGUCAAUAUAUGUGCCAAAAUCUAUUAGUGACUUUAAUACACAGGGGUUAGAAAACCGUGUUAGUGCUAAGUUUUCCAGGUAUAAUUACUGCACAAACAGUACUACUCACUUUGUGCAUAUAUGUGAGAAGCACUGAUUGCACACAAGUUAUUCUUGUAGAGCGCUCACCUUAUUAUUUUUAUUUUGUUCAUAUUUAAGUCACAAUGGGGGAACAGUGGUGGGGGGUGCGUAGCAGCACAAUGUUAAAUCUUUUUCAGUUUUGUCUUGGUUACUGCUGUAACCUAUACUUGUUCUAUUUGUGGUCAUGUAGGUUUUCAGGAUUUGAAUACAUGCCCUUUUUUGGGGUGGGAUUGGGGAGUUAUUCAGAAUUGUUCUACAUUUAGUGCAUGCAUGCAUAAUACUGCACAAAAUAUAUGCUUCUUUGUGUAUAAAGGAUUAUAAUUGUGCAUUUGUUUUGAUUAUUUAUUUUUAUUUUAUUUUUAUUUUUUUUACACCAGGGAUCCAGAGAACGGCUUGCUGCAAAAUUUGAAAGAUGUCUUGGAAAUUGAAUUCCCAUUAAGGUCUAAUUUAGAAAAAGCAGUGAGUUCAUUAAAAUAGUCAUGUUUUUAAGUUAACCCAUUAAUUUCCAUGUUUUGACUGGUAUAACAUUCGCUUAAAUUGUUAAUAUUUUUUUCUGCUCUUUUCAUUUCUCAACAUAAAGUCUGCACUUCCAUUUCAAUAUGCUAAGGCCUUUUAUUUAUUUCAGAGCUCAUACUAACAGCUGGUCUCCUAACCAUAACAUGCUAAUUAGGAUGCUUAAAAACAGUGAUUACUUACGCUUUGCAUACAGCAAAAUGCUUGAUUGUAGAUUCCACAUAUACAGUGCCGUAUAAGUAUUCAUCCCCCUGGACAUUUCCAAAUUUUGUUUUGUUACAGCCUGGAAUUCAAAUAAAUUUUAUUUGACUUUUUACUGUUUGAUUCUUAUACCUUACCAGACAUGUUUAACGUGCAAAAUAUUUAAUCCUUUUUUAACCUUUCCAAAACUUGAAUGUCUGUCUUAAAAUGGCCUUAUCAUACAAUUGAGAAUCCUUGACGAAGUUUGCUGUUCACAUACAGUCCACAUCAAACCUGACAGAGCUUGAGAAAUGUAGCCAGGAAUUGUCAAAAUGUGCAAGACCUAUGUGGGUAGGUCUGCAGUCUAACCAUGGAAUGUGAGUCCCUUAGUCUGCAGUAUAACCAUGGAAUGUGGGUCCCUUAGUCUGCAGUAUAACCAUGGAAUGUGGGUCCCUUAGUCUGCAGAAUACCCAUGGAAUGUGAGUCCCUUAGUCUGCAGUAUAACCAUGGAAUGUGGGUCCCUUAGUCUGCAGAAUAACCAUGGAAUGUGAGUCCCUUAGUCUGCAGUAUAACCAUGGAAUGUGAGUCCCUUAGUCUGCAGUAUAACAAUGGAAUGUGGGUCCCUUAGUCUGCAGUAUAGCCAUGGAAUGUGGGUCCCUUAGUCUGCAGUAUAGCCAUGGAAUGUGGGUCCCUUAGUCUGCAGUAUAACCAUGGAAUGUGGGUCCCUUAGUCUGCAGUAUAGCCAUGGAAUGUGGGGCUCUUAGUCUGCAUAAUAACCAUGGAAUAUGGGUACCUUAGUCUGCAGAAUAACCAUGGAAUGUGAGUCCCUUAGUCUGCAGUAUAACCAUGGAAUGUGAGUCCCUUAGUCUGCAGUAUAACAAUGGAAUGUGGGUCCCUUAGUCUGCAGUAUAGCCAUGGAAUGUGGGUCCCUUAGUCUGCAAUAUAGCCAUGGAAUGUGGGUCCCUUAGUCUGCAGUUUAACCAUGGAAUGUGGGUCCCUUAGUCUGCAGUAUAACCAUGGAAUGUGGGUCCCAUAGUCUGCAGUAUAGCCAUGGAAUGUGGGGCUCUUAGUCUGCAUAAUAAACAUGGAAUAUGGGUCCCUUAGUCUGCAGAAUAACCAUGGAAUGUGAGUCACUUAGUCUGCAGUAUAACCAUGGAAUGUGGGUCCCUUAGUCUGCAGUAUAACCAUGGAAUGUGGGUCCCUUAGUCUGCAGUAUAACCAUGGAAUGUGGGUCCCUUAGUCUGCAGUAUAACCAUGGAAUGUGGGCCCCCUAGUCUGCAGUACAACCUGUCCUGUGUAAUUAUGUAAGGGGGUCAGAGAUUUCCCAGUCCACUAUUUCUUAAGGGUUAAUGGGAAUAGAGGGUGCCCAAAAAAGACCUGUAAAAAUAAAUGUGAUAUUUAUCUGUUGUAUUCUUGCUUGAACACAUCAUACAAGAUAAGGUGUGAGGAACUUCUUUAUCUUGACAGUCCUAACUUAUCAUUUGUUGUGAACAGAAGAUAAAUCAAAUGCAUGGUAUAUCCUAAGGACAACAAAAAGAUAUAACUGUCUGUAUCUGUUUUUUUAGGAUUUUAGCAUGGACUGUGGUAUAUGUUAUGCUUAUCGGCUUGAGUCUGCCAUUCCAGACCAGGUGUGUGAUGAUCCUCGGUGUGGGCAACCAUUUCACCAAGCGUGCUUAUACGAGGUAAACUUGGAAGAAACAGUACCAUUCUUUAAUUAUUUUAUAUAUAUAAUAUGUUUUUUUUGUUUUUUUUUAUGGGUUUGUGGAACGCAUUUGUUUAAAAAUACUAAAGCUAUCGAGAGGAGAUGGCAUAUAGGCUAAUGUUAAACUUAAAAUACAUAUUGUGUUUGUAAAUAGUGUAUAUCCCCCUUAGAUAAAGAGUAGCUGUAAAAUCUCUAGCUUCAUUUUCCUGUACAGUUGUGAACUCUUCUUGACCUGCUGUUUUAAUUUCCAGUUUAUUUUAAUUAUAUAUUUAUAGUUUCAGAUAUUUUUGUAAGCAACUGGAGCUUGUUUUUAAUAGAAUAUGUGCUUCAUGUCCAUAUUCAACCUCUGAUGUCCUACUGUAGGACUUUUAAUAAUUAAGCUUUUAAAGGUGCCAUUUUUAUUAACCUUGGAAAUGUGCAAGGAAUGGAGGUUUUCAGGUUAAUAAGGUGAGUGAUUGAAGCUUCUCAUCUUUGAGAGUCUAAAACCUUGGACGGCACAAAAGCGCACAUAUGAUCAAGGUCAGCCUUCCUAUUUCUAUAUGCUUUUAACAACAACGAAAUACUUUUAUAUUCAUAUUCAUUAAAGGGGUUUUUUUUUCUGUAGAAAGCAACAUUUGUUACAACUUCAAAUAAGCCGAAAAACACUUUUUUUUUUUUUUCUCUCUAUCAAUUUAAAAUAUAAACAAAUUGUAAAAUCUAUUCAUAUGAAUCCCUUAACGAAGCAUGAUGGAAUUAUUCCAUCAUGGAUGUCCUUCCUUUAAGCACCCAUGACGAAAUAAUUCCGUCAUGCACUAAAAAUUACCUCAGAUGAAUGGCGGGGUUAAAGCUGUUGCUGGGCACUUCAUUGUCCCAGGCAGACCAGCAACAACAAAUCAUGAUGUUCCAGCACAUGCGAUUGCCCAUCACAGUGCUUUGAGGUCAUAUGAUAUGCCUUCCUCCACCUCGCACUGUAUUGUGAAGUGAAAAGAGACGGAUUGUGGUGAUACUUUGUAUUUCUGAGUUUUAAAAAAAAGUAUUUUAACAGUUUCAUAACCCCUUUUCAGCCCCCUUUGCAAUAAAUUAAUAGUUUCCCUGCUGUCAGACUACUUUUUUUUAUCCAGGUUUAAAUUUAACCUUUUAUUUAUUUUUAUAACAAUUCAAGGUUUUUUUGUUUUGUUUUUUUUACUGAUUUUAUUUUUGUAAUUUAGUUAUUUGGGUUUGUGGGAAAUUGCAAAGCUUAGUGUUAAUCUACGGGUUAAAAAAAUAAUAAAAUAAAGUUAAAGUUGUUAACAAUGCUUAGGAAGUUUAUUGCCGAGGACGCUUACAGAACAGACAGCCUACUCAGAGGAGACACAGUGUCUCAAAUUGUGAUGCAGGUGACUUCAAUUAUAUGCCUGAUACUGCAGGGCCCACAGCAGAAAGUGUUGAUUCCCCUGGCACUGCUUAUGAUGAAGAUGACAGAGAACGCUCUGAUGAUUUUUCACCUGAUAUUCCUGGGUUUACUGCAACUCCUGGCAUGUCUAGCUAUAGCCUACUGGAGAUUAAAAAACUUCUUCUGGGGGAUGAUAUUUUGGGAACAUAGAGUGUCUUAUAACUAGAAAAGAUAGAUUGUACCCCACUGGUGUGUACCUGAAAUAACGCAAAUCUGAGUACUCACAAUGCUAAUGGGGAUAAUAGGGAAAGCCAAGUCAAGCAUAAGGUUAUAUGGGUACAUGCAUUCCUUUUUCCCUAGACAAUGGGUUCAGAUAUGAAAUGAUACUGUGAUUUAUGCACUUUAGCGACAACACUCAGAAAGUAACGCACCCUCCUAAUUUCCCACUUUAAUUUAAGAUUUGCAAGCCUAUAUAACCCUCCCCACCCACCCAACAAAUGUAUCAGGGGUGAUGUAUACACAAAAUUUGGAGUGCCAAAAAUUGCCUACCCCUGUUCCAUGGAGUCUGAACUGUUUGAUUUGUACUUUAAACCCUGCUGGAUAAAACAUAUCAGAUACCUGUGCUAUUUGUGACAUUUCUAAUAUCUGCAACGAAAGCUAGUCACUAGCCUACAUACAGAUAAUGUAUCUUUGUCCCUUACCUAUACAUUUGUCACUUUGAAACUGCGUGGCUGCAGUACAUAGAGGGGAUAGAUUGGCUAAUAGAUUUCAAAACAUUUUUGUGCACAGUGUCAGUUCUGCUCAGAACAGGGAUUUCCAGAGCUUCAGUUCUAUUUAUGAAAGCUGUCAGCUUAACUAGAAGGGAGAGGCAGAAAGAGUUGUUAAAUUAUGUCCUGUUUCUUCCUCAAGAAGAAAGUAUUUUAGAAUACCAAAAACAGUGCUAAAUAAAUAUGUUGGCACUACAUAAAUAAUUGUAUUUUUGGUUUAGGUUUUUCAUUUUGCAUACAUACUUGCGAAUUAUAAUCUAUCUGGGUUAUUCAGUAAAGUCCAAAUGGCCCUUACGAAUAGGACUGUUAAAUUGCAUGAACAAUGUCCGGAUUUGCAGGGUCCGGAAUUGCUUCGCACCACAUUGACAAUUAUCAUAUUUACUAAUGUUUAGUGCAUAACAUGGUCCAUCUCAGACCUCCUUAACAUAUCCUUAAUCAUAAAAUGCAUAAAUGUGUUUGUACCCUUCAAUGUGAAGGAACUAGAGCAGUGGUUGUCCACAUGCAUUGACUUCAAAGGUGAUUUAUUUUCUUUUCAAAUGCACUAUACAAAUAUGGGUUGUACCAUGCUUGCACUCUCCCUUUAAAUGUUUCAUGUUUGCCAUUUCAAAGAGCAUGUGUUACCUUCACUAAACUAUUGUACUAAACUAUUGUACAUUGAUCUACAAGGUUUCCGUGGGAGUGGGGGGGCAGCAUUUACUGCCCAUCUGUCUAUGGCUAAAGAUUGAUUAGCAGACACAUUUCUUUAUUGGUUAAAGGGCAGCAUUGGUUCAAAAAGAAAUAUAAUUGGGUUGCAUCUGCUUAAUUCUGUUUUUGUAUUGCCAUUCUCCAGUAGAGAUGGAAGGGUUGCAAAUGUGACAUUAACUUCUAGAUUGUAAGCUUGUUUGAGCAGGGUACUCAACUAUCUAUUGUUACUGUUACAUUUUGUUAUUGUCUCAUUUGGUAAAUUCCCCUCUUAUUGUAAAGUACUGUGGAAUAAGCUGGCGCUAUAUAAAUAAUACCCAAUAAUAAUGAUAAUAAUAAUAAAAAUAGCUUACAGUACAAAGAUGGUUCAGGCACUCCAAGGUUCAGAAAUGGCAAAUUUAUUAGAACCCACAGCAAUGUUUCGACCUUGUGGUCUUUGUCAAGCUAUCAAAUACAUAUAUCGUCGCAAAGUAAUUCAAUCAAACCGUACUUAACAAAUGUGUAAUUAAAAAAGAUAGUGACAGCUGUUGCAGAAAACCCAAAACCGAUGGAAAAUAGUCAAAGGCACAUUUAAAAUCAAAAAAGAUAAAUAAGUAAUAACUAACCGUUGGAAUUUUUUGAAAAGAGAUUAAUACCGCCAAAAUAAAUUAAUUUAAACAGCAAGUAAAAUAUCCUGUCCUUGAUCAAUAAGAUGUUCCCACUAAAGUUUAAAUUAUUCUGCGAAAAAAUAACACAUCUGUACACAUACUUUAGAACAUCAUAUUAGAAUAUGAAACAUUAUCAUAUUAAAGGAUAUACUAUACAUAAUAAAGCCCUAUCCAAAUCACUAAAGUGCCAACAAAUAUAUACCUCAAAAAUUAUCAUAUAUAAAAAUUUAAGCCCUUAGGGUUAAGAGUAUCUAGUUCUUUGAUCCAAAAUGCUUCUCAGAAUAAUAAUUUAUUUUGUCUAUCCCCACUUCUGGGGUUUUCUUGAAUAUGUUCAAUUAUCUGGAACCUUAAUUGGGAAAAAUUGUGAUGGGCUUCUAUAAAGUGCAAUGGUAUAGGUAAUUCUAAAAGACCUGUCCUUCUCAUUGAUUUGUGUUUUGAGAAUCUGUCCUUCAUUUUUUGAGUGGUUUGACCAACAUACAGUAACCCACAUGGACAUUUAAGAAUCUAUAUAACAAAUGUGGUUGUACAUGUCACAAACUGUGUGAUAGAAUAUCCUUUUCCACUAUGUGGCUGAUAGAAAACUGAUCCUUUGAUCAUAGAGUUGCUACAAAUGCAAUUGUAAGAAGGGAAAUUGCCCCUCUUAUGUGAUCCUUGUAUGGGUGACAUGGGUAACUCUGCCCUCACCAACUUAUCUCGUAAUGAUGAGCCUGUUUAUAGACAGAUAUUGGCUUAUUUCUAAAUUCUUAAUAUCUGGACGAUGUCAGGGGAUAAAGUGCAGAAGCAGGAAAUACAUUUUACCCUAUUGCCUAUGUCCCGAUUUAGGUUUUGAUGUAAAUAAAUCCUGUCUACUUAGAGUUUUCACAGAGUCUAAUUAAUUUUUCAACAAAAUUGAGGGAUAACCUCUUUCCUUAAAUCUUUCAGUCAUAUCUUCUAAUUGUUGGUACGCUGGUUCUGUACGAAAAAUCAGUCUCUUGACUCUCAUGUAUUGGCUUUUAGGUAAAGCUUUAGAAAUAGAGGGAGGAUGAAAAAUGCCAUAAUGUAAAAUCAUAUUUCUAUCCAGCGGUUUUCUAUAUAUGCUGGUCUCCAAUUUCCCAUUUACUUUGGAGAUGAGGAGAUCAAGAAACGGAAUAGAAUCAAUAUCCGCAGUUAUAGUGAACUUAAUUGUCUCAGAACAGCCAUUCAAGAAAUCCCUCUUCGAGGGAUUCCAAUGGGCCAUACCACAAUGCCAGUGCAUCAUCAAUAUAUUCCCACCAUUUAAGGGCAUAUAUCUGAAAUAGCUCAUUUUUGUAAAUUAUGCUGUCUUCCAAUUGGGCCAUGUAUAUGCCGGCAUAUGUGGGAGCCACAUUGGAACCCAUCGAAGUCCCCCUCAUUUGACUAAAGAAUUCAUCCUUGAACAGAAAAUAAUUUUCAGUCAUUACAAAUGUAAGAAGUUGUAGUAUAAAAGACAACAAAGGAUCUUCAAAACCUAGUCUUUGGAGUGCCAUACUCAUGGCUGUAAUGCCUCCUUCAUGCGGAAUAGAGGUAUAUAGAUUGUUUACAUCGAAUGUAACCAAAAUUAUAUACUGCACAUUUUCUAUUUCCUCUAAUUUUUGCAAUACUUCUGUGGUUUCUCUAACAUACAACUUAAUCUCAGGUAAGUAUGGUCUGACAAGCUGGUCAGUCUGUACUUUCUUGUAUGUUUCAUUAUCAUUAAGUUGCCUCUCUAUUUCCUUAAAGGACCACUAUAGGCACCCAGACCACUUCAGCUUAAUGAAGUGGUCUGGGUGCCAGGUCCAGCUAGGUUUAACCCUUUUUUCUAUAAACAUAGCAGUUUCAGAGAAACUGCUAUGUUUACAAAUGGGUUAAUCCAGCCUCUAGUGGCUGUCUCAUUGACAGCCGCUAGAGGCGCUUGCGUGCUUCUCACUGUGAUUUUCACAGUAAGAAGACGCCAGCUUCCAUAGGAAAGCAUUGUGAAUGCUUUCCUAUGAGACUGGCUGAAUGCGCGCGGCUCUUGCCGCGCAUGCGCAUUCAGCCGAGGAGUAGGAGGAGAGCUCACCGCCCGGCGCUGGAGAAAGAGGUAAGUUUAACCCCUUCCUCCCCUUCAGCCCGGCGGGAGUGGGGCCCUGAGGGUAGGGGCACUAUAGUGCCAGGAAAAAGAGUGUUUUCCUGGCACUAAAGUGGUCCUUUAACAUAGUUCACUCUUAUCCAUUACCACAAUUGCACCCCCCUUAUCUGCUGGUUUCACAACCAAAUCGUGAUCUUCUUUAGGGGUUUUAAUGGCUUUUAUAUGGUUUCUAGAUACAUUUUGGGUUGUCUAUAUCUGUUUUUUUAGGUGGCUAUGUUGGAAUAGAGUAUCAAUGUCUUUUUUCACCUAUUUAACAUAUGUUUCUGUUGCAUGAUCUAUAUUAGGUGGAUUAAACUUACUCUUGUUUUGCAACUUUGUGUCACCUAAUUUUAACAGUCUGUUGUCAGAUUCCAUCACAUUGGUAGGAAAAAUAGAUUUGUUAAAGAAAACUUUCAAUCUUAAAUUACGAAAUAAUCAAAGAUCAAUAUUAAGGGGUUUGGGAGUGUAAACUGGGCAAAAUGUCAAACCUUUUUCCAAGCCAGACUGUUCUUUUUCUGACAGUUCCCUUGAAGAUUAGUUGAUUACUGUGUUUUCUUUCGCUUCUGUGGAGCCUUGUUCUUCCACAUUGCUUGUAACGUUUUUCCUCUUGUGACGACUCCUUUGGAUUCUUUUGUAAUGUCUUUUAUGGAAGCCUCCCUAGAUGGGGGGGUCUCCCCUAAAAAAUAAGCAGAGCUAUUUUGUGACUGGGUGCCUUGGGAUGAAGUGGAAGACAUGCCAGCUGUUGUUCUUUUCUUGUUUUUCUGGAACGUUCUGUUUUUAAAUUGUCUCUGAAAUGAAGGACCAUAAAGAUUGUUAGUCUUAUGCCAUUUAUAUACAUUCCGAUUCUCGUAAUCCAAAAGAUCUCUUUGAAACUUCAUUUUUUUCCUUUCUUUGAUUUUCUUUAAAUGAGCGCAAAAAAACUGGACGCAAGAGUAUACUGAGAACAGGCCUGUCCUUCGGUGGGACCCCGCUCAGAUCUCAAGCUGGUUUUAGCUCAUCUUGUGCCAUUACAGAGAGAACAUCUCUGAAACAUAUCAGACUGAUCCCACCUGCACGAGAGACACAGCAACCCCAGACAAUCGUUUCAGCCUUGUUAGGCAUCAUCAAUGAGGCAUAGCUGAUAUCUCUCUAGGCACGGUGAGCAAGGGGUCAACGUCUGGAUUACCCUUUAAACGUAUGGAGAGCAAAAAAACUGGGCGCAAGAGUAUACUGAGAAUGGGCAGCAGCUGAAAUAGUCUGUCCUUCGGUGGGUCCCCAUUCAGAUCUCAAGCUGGUUUUAGCUCAGUUUUAGCUCAUUUUCCUUAAAUGAUCAACAUUUGAAGCAAUCUUGUUUCUUACUGAUAACAAUUUCUCUCCUUGAAAGUGCUUUUCUAUUUCAGCCUCUAAUUGCACAACCUCAUUUUUGGUUUUGUCUAGAAAUUCCAAAUUCAGUCGCAUCCAGUCCAUGGAGCAUUUAUUAAAAAUAGCCUUCAGUCUUGAACAACAUAUUGCAUUUUCUUUAAACAAGGUGGGUUAAGCAUGCGUCCGCAUACCCUUAGGAUUACGCUUGGUCUUUUAAUGUUAAUAAAUUCAUAUUAUAAUUAUUAAUUUAAAAAAAUUAAAAGAUGCGUUUUAGAAAAACAGACCCUUUUUUUUUUUAAAUUUGGGUUACAUCUUGAUCUAUAUUAAACACGUGGGUUUUUUUUCUCUUUUUUUUUUUUUUCUCAGUGGUUAAGAGGACUUCCUUCCAGUAGACAAAGCUUCAAUGUCAUGUAUGGUGAAUGUCCUUAUUGCAACAAGGUAAAAUUACAGUUUGUCUGUACUCUUAUUCACUAUUUUUAUUCAAACCCUAUUUAAGGAACUAUAGAUAUAUUUGGAUUUCGAAAUCAAACCAAUAUUAAGGGCCCACAUCUCUUAUUUUGAUUUUUAGUCUUCACAAAAUAAAAAUAAGUCCUCAAGCCUCCCCGAUAACUUACCUUUCAGAUUGUAAUCUUGUGGACAGGGGGCUCACAAAAGAGAUAUGACAUGAAAAGUGUAAAGUAAAAUAAAGCCUAUUGGUUAGCUAUAAUCUCUGGUACGUAGCUUAUAUUUCAGAAGUGGUCUUGAGCAGUGUACAUAUUUUAUUUACAGGUACACUAUAGUGGCAGGAAUACAAACUAAUAUAGUUCUAAUAUUGCUAUUUAGGUCUCUGACGACCCCCCAUCCCCUAUUAAAAAGGUGAUUUACUCACCUUUUUCCAGUAACUCGCAGCUCUGCCCACAAUCCGCCCCCUUGACUGAGAUCAUCAAAUUUGAUCAGCUAAGCCAGGCUUCCCCAAACUUCGGCCCGCCAGAUGUUGCUGAACUACAACUCCCAUGAUUCUCAGCCUAUGAAUAAAAUAGGCUGAUAAUCAUGAGAGUUGUAGUUUAGCAACAUCUGGAGGGCCGGAGUUUGGGGGAGCCUGAUCUAAGCCAAUCCAAUGCUUUCGAGGCUAUUGUGCAUGCACAGCAAAUCUUUGCGCUGCGCCAGUUAACAUCUUAAUCAGAAUCAAUGCAUCUCUAUAAGGAACGUUCAGCAGCACCUCCAUGCAGAGCGCAGAGAUGCUGAACGUCACAGCACUAAUCCAGAAAGCACCUUAAGUGGAAGCAUUGGAGUUGUCCCUUCUCUGAAAAGGUAGUGAUUACAUCAAAAUGUCUGCAGGGACAGGCUAUAGAACCAGAACAACUACAUUGAGAUGUAGUUGUUUUGGUGACUAUAGUGUCCCUUGAAUGAGCCGAUCUAUAAAACAGAUGCAAUGCCAGAUAAGCCACUUUUGAGACUUCUGGUUUAAAGGGUAUCUCUCAAGCCUCAAAACUACUUAUGCUCAAUCCUUUCUCAAAAGAGAGACAUUCAGACAGCUACCCACUAGUGUCUUCUGACAAAUAGUCUAUAUAACUUAAUCUAUUUGACUUCCGUUAUCAGCAUGCACAGUAGACAGUGGAUGUGCGUGCAGUAAUUUUCAUAUAGAAGUUUUGGAUUUAUGGAUUGCAAUAUUUGCUCUAUAUGAUGUAUGUCUCCAAUGAAGUCUGUCCUGGUGCUGAAAAGUAUGCAACUGUAAAGUAUGUUUUUUUUUUUUGUUUUCUUCAUGCACUGAUUAAACACACCUGUUUUUAAAAAGGGUAGUGAAGCAUUUUAUUAAAAUAUAAAAUCUGUUUAAUUCAUCUUAUCACUUUUUUUGUUUUUAAACAGCCAAUUACUCUGAAACUAUCUGCUAAAAGAUCUUGAGGUUUCCACCUGCUAGCAAUUCUUGAAUAUGAGUAAAGGAAAAACAAAGAUGCCACCAUAUUGUGUUAUAAAUUACAUAAUACACUGAUCAUUAUCAAGAGAAGAACUAUGAUUAAGCUAGCUGUAUAUAUGUUGCUUUGCUCCUGGUUAUUUUCUUCUGAUUGCCUUUGGGUUUUGCACUCUUCACGGAUACCGUUUUCAAAAUGUGAAGUUUCUCUGUCUUUACAAAUAUUGUAGUUUUGAACAAACCUUACAUUCACUGUACCCUGUGAAUAAAAGAAAAUAACUCUGGUUAAAAAGAAACCAUAUGUCUUGCUUUAUACUGUUACACAUUUUCACAAAGAGAGAAAUAUAUACUGGAAUACGGAGGUGUGUGCUGUUAAAUUAAAAUAUAGCCAAGUAUGCGGCCUAUUACUCUUCAGUGAAUGGGCUAAUGAUCACUCACAGAAAAGGUUAGCAGGCCCCCACCCACACACACCUAAAAGCCAUGCUGGCUAUAGGGCAUUAUUAUAUUGCCUGAAAGUUAGACCUAACUUUAUAUCCUUCCCCUCGCCUCCCUUCCCACUUGCGUCUGAAUUGUGGCUCUUUCUAUAAGUUAGCAAGGGGCUUAUGGAAUGAGCUAUAAGUCAGACCCCUCUUUCCUAGUUUUUCGAAUCCACCAAUUCUUUAUCUUCACCUACAUUACGGAGACAGUCCAGACGGUCUUUCAUGCAUAGCAUUUGAUACAUGUAAUUGGUCCAUUUAAUUUCCUCUAUACCACAACAAAUUCAUCUAAAUAAGCAACUCACUGUCUUGAGACAUUUAUGCCACAAACCUAUCUGUAUAAGGUUUUGUACCUUUACAGUCUCCUACAAACUGAGUUGGCUAAAUCCACACCAUCUGUCAUGGGAAAGUGCAAGAUGAUGCUCUGGGUUACGGUCACUCCUGCUCAGUAGUAUAAAACCAGUGACUUGGCUCAUCACUCCUUACUCUUGAGGAAAACUCAAGAGAGACAGCAUAUACUAGUGUUUUCCAAACCAUUACUCAAGACACAUCUACCAGUCCAGGAUUUAGGGAAUAACUAGUUGUGUCAAAGUGUUAGAUUUUUUUCUUUCUUUCUAAAAACUCCUUAGACACAACUGGGUAAUCCCUAAAUCCUGGACCUUGAGGACAGGUUUGGAAACCACUGGACUAUACAAUUGCUUUCUCAAUGGAACAGUGCAUUGCAUGCUCUACAACUCAUUGAUUAUACCAAUGAGAAAUACUGGUGGUGCUUUAAUGCUUUAGGCACACUCCUGCAAUGGCCAUCUUUGAUCAGAGGAUGUCACACUUUAACAGUGCCACCAAGCCCCUUGUAGAUGUGAAGUCACAGUGCUGGGAGGAAGUAUGUACCAGACUUCCAUGGUACUCAGCCAGAUGCCACCAGACCCCAAGGAAGUCACCUUUCUGCACCCAAAAGGUAUGGAAGCAUAGGGGUGGCUAAAAAUAUGUAAAUUGUGAUCUGUGUUUUAGUGUGUAUAUCUGUGUGUAUGUGCAUGCAUCCUAGCAAUCAAACGCUAGUUCUACAAACAAACAUAUACAAACACAACACACAAGUACAUCACUGCUUUCAAAUGGCAACAGUAGAUACGAAAACAUAACUGCAUCAAAUGCCAACACAACGCACCAAUACAUACAUGUUCAUACACAUACUCUAUACAAAACAUAUAUUCAAAACACUGCUCACAAAUACAACUCUGCCAGGGUGACCACAGGUUCUUCCUGAUAUUAUAAAUAAGGGUAGCUGAGGUGGUGGACCUAGUUAAAAUAUAAAAGCAUAGCUUUAUAAAAAAAAAUCUCGUAAUUCUUACUACUUUUCUUCAUACCAAACCGUCCGAUCCUGCUCUAAAACAUUUGCAAUGCAAGCUAAAGUUACCUCUACCUUUGGUUCAGUAAUGUUUACAAGUUGUGGGUUCCAAUCUCCCUGUUUUCGUCUCUGUAAUUCGUAAGGAUAUGGAGUGUAACCAUUGCUCGUAUACUUUACAUCUUUGUGUUUUUCAGCACUAACAUCUUUUGCAUAAUUUUUCCUAGGACUCUAAAAUAGAAAUGUAGCAAGAAUAAGAAUGCAUACAGGCACUAUUAAGGUAAGUAUCACAGUUGCUAAGGAAGUGUAGCUGGCUGAGUAUUAUAGAAAUGUAUACAUAUAUAAUCCAUAGCAGUUUCACUUUGAAAUGUUGGCCAUCACUGGCCUAGAAUAACAGAUAUUCUAUGUACAAAUGUGGAUUUAGCAAUUUCUGCAAUGCAGGAAUGAGGGCUACUUUUACUCUCAAUUGUCUGUAGAUAAAUAAACCUGAUCUGAUUUUAUCAUUAAUCUGUUGGAAACAUAGCAUAACUUGUUUUAUAGCUUUUGGACUAAGUUAUUAGUUUGUUUCUUUUCAAAUUCUGAGUUUUGUAGUUUUGGAAUAAAAAGCCUUAAUCAUCUUCUCUUCUUUAUAACCUUCAGUAUCCAGUAAUAGUUCUACAUGUCAUAUUGAAACACCGUAAAGGUUCCUGGCAGUUGCAGUUGAGUUGAUAACUGAAUUAGAAAUCCCAAAAACCUAUAUUUUGGGGGCAGUAAGGGAUUUAUAUAAAAUGGGCUGUGUGAAUAAAUCUUAUUUAAAAUUGACAGAUACAGUAUCUUAUUUUAUUUCAAACCUAAUAAUUACGCUUUAAACACUUAAACUGACACAUUAAAACUUGCUCAUUUCUAUUUUGCGUUUUAUUGCAUGCAAACCUUUGGUGAUUUCUGCAAUCUACUGGACUGAAGAUCACGAUUUGCCACAAAAUGUAGUUUACGGUCUGCCCCAGGACUAACUGAAUGAGAUCUUGCAUGUUCAAUAAUCUGUUGAAAAUAUAUUGUGAGAUAAAGUUUUUGAACAAGGCAAUACUCCUGAUUUGAACAUUUCUAAAAUAAUCAACUUGAGAAAUAAGACGGAUGGAUGUGUGAUUUAUACUGCUGAGUGGUUAGCGGUUUACCAAAGCACUUCAGGUCCACAUUUGAUCAUAUUAAAUGUUAGGGUAUGUUUGAUAUUGUCUUUAUUUCUGAGUGCUUAAACUCCACAAACAUAAAAACACGCAAUCAAAGCAUAGGGGUAAUGUAAACAAUAUUGAAACUGGACAAUAUUAUGGUCUUGCAUUAAAUGGUUAACGUGCAAACACACUGCUUAUUUUCGAGAAUGCCAGAUAUGGGUUAUACAGCACCAAAUACAUAAUACAAUGAGUAAAGUAAAAUUAGGAAGUUUGUUUUAAUUCUAUUCCUGCUCUGGUUGGUGGUUAUGGCAACCAGAACAAGUUCCCUUGUUUGGCUAGGCUGAUUUCCAGUACUGCCGCUGUCAGCAUCCUGUCUUGCCUCUCUAAUUAUGACCCUUUGUAGCCGGCCUGGACCUUUCAAGUGAAACAUAAUAGGAUAUUGUAUUAUCUCCACCACACACACAUGACGAGUGCCACACCAUUGUAGGUUUUUUCAGAAAAGUUUAUUUGCAAAUAUAUACUCUGUCCGUCUAUCAGGGGAACAAAAGUCCUGGCAAGUUCACAGUAGUGCUUGUUUGCUAUAACCAAAUAAUGGUCAUGCAGUAAAGUGCAGGUUAGUUUUAUGGACUACAACAAGAUCUAUACUCACUCGAGCUUAUUGUAAAACUUCUUUCACAGAGCAUGUGUGCUUAUUAGAAUUAAUUUUCUUCAGCCCUCCAUAAAAAUACAUGUAAACUUCUGAUUGCUUGUUUUAUUAUGUAUUGAAUACAGAUGAGCUAAACACAAAGCAUACUUUAUUUCCGUUAUUUUAUACAUUAAAACAUGACUGAUAGCCUACAUACAAUUUAUUGGCUUUCAUAACACUAGUCCAUUCAAAUUACAUGUUUUAAAACUACAUGUCUGAAUCUAUUAAGUAAAUGAGUUUAUUUAAAGCAAAUUUUAUUGCACUGUCACAUUUUGCUAAUCCUUUAAAGAGCACAAUAUUAAUCUUCCAAUGAUAAGUCUUUCCACUACUUCUAACCCUUUAUUUUGAAAGGAUGGCUUUCUAAGUUUUAAUGUUUCACAUAUGUUUGUAUUUUAUCUUUUUUUUUUUUCCUUUCUUAAAAUCCACUUUAUAAAUAAAGAUUGAUGGAUGGGUCUAAAGAGGUGCUCACAUCAAUGAGAAGAAAUCACAUUCUUACAGCAAUUAUUUGAUUUCUUGUACUUCUUUUUCCAACUCUACCCCAAAAUACUCAAUCUAGGUGAAAGGUUCACUCUGUUCAUGACUUAUGACAUACUAGUAGGACAGGUUUAUGGUUUAUUUAACAAUUCAGGAUAUAUCAGCACAUGAUGUGCUAAAUAUUACAAGGUAACUUAGCAGAGCUGGCAUUAAUGUUUGUGGUUGCUCAUGUAAGCAAAUAACACGCCAAAAGGAUAUUCUUCCUUGCACACGCUGCAAACAAAAAGCCUAAUUUGAACAAUGCAUCCAUUUUGCCCUUGCUGUAUACCAUCAGCCAAUGUUAAUUAAAGGGACACUAUAGUCACCUGAACAACUUUAGCUUAAUGAAGCAGUGUUUGUGUAUACAACAUGGCUCUGCAGCCUCACUGCUCAAUCCUCUGCCAUUUAGGAGUUAAAUCCCUUUGUUUAUGAACCCUAGUCACACCUCCCUGCAUGUGACUUGCACAGCCUUCCAUAAACACUUCCUGUACAGAGAGCCCUAUUUAGGCUUUCUUUAUUGCAUGUUCUGUUUAAUUAAGAUUUUCUUAUCCCCUGCUAUGUUAAUAGCUUGCUAGACCCUGCAAGAGCCUCCUGUAUGUGAUUAAAGUUCAAUUUAGAGAUUGAGAUACAAUUAUUUAAGGUAAAUUACAUCUGUUUGAAAGUGAAACCAGUUUUUUUUUCAUGCAGGCUCUGUCAAUCAUAGCCAGGGGAGGUGUGGCUAGGGCUGCAUGAACAGAAACAAAGUGAUUUAACUCCUAAAUGACAGUGAAUAGAGCAGUGAAAUUGCAGGGGAAUGAUCUAUACACUAAAACUGCUUUAUUUAGCUAAAGUAAUUUAGGUGACUAUAGUGUGCCGUUAAAUGUAAAUUAUUUUAUUUGUAACAUAGUGACUUCCAAAUGGGUAACAGGAGACUAUAUUCAGCAGAACAACUACAGCUUAAUGUAGUAGUUCUGUUUAUAGCUAUAAUUUAUGUCCCUGUUUUUUUUUAGUUUUUUUUUUAAGUAAACACUGCCUAGUAACACCUCUAGUGGCACUCAGUCGACCAAAGGUGCUUCCUAUUUUAGUGCUCUACAUGGAGAAGCAUGUGCAACAGCCUCCCAAUUGGAUUGGCUGAGAUCAUCACGAUUCAUGAUUAUCACGAUUAUCUCAGCCAUAGAGGCGGGGCUCUGGUGUGAGGGGAUAUGGCUAAGUAAACAGGCUUCUGGUGCAGCAUUCUACAAAGAAAUGUUUUGGUUGUGCAAAAACUAUAAAGUUUUGAACAUGCAAAGAAUACAGCAUACUAAUUAAGGCCAAGAUCUAUCAAAUGCAUGAACGUGCUGGUGCUCAGAGUGUCCCUUUAAUGUAGUCAAUUAAUAUAAAAUUGCUUAGGUUAAGACAUAAACAUCAGUAAUAUACAGCAGAUUUUUUUUAAAUGGCAUUCAAAAUCAUUGAGAACAUAAAGUUUGGUAAUGUAUGCUGUAAAGAACUAGCUUUUAAUAUUAUGUGUAUGGUAAAACAGCAUGUGUAAGGUUAGCUAUAAAUAUAAUAAGGUUCCAGUGGACAUAAAAUAAAAUGGUAACCGUAAUGAUCCGGGUCGUGUCUAUGGCGAUGGGUACACCCAUGACUUCUUAAUUUGCGCCAUACAAGCAUUGGGAGGUAUGUUGACCCGGGAAUUGCAAAAGUUAGACCAAAAUAACUAAAUAGGAGAUGAAAAAAAACUCCAGAUUGGCAAUUUUGCCUAAAAUAACAUUUUGCUUUAAUUUCUAGUUUGGUGAAGAAGUCUGAGUUACAGAGGUCCAUGCAUGAAUUUCAAUAUUUCAAUAUAUUAAUGCUAUUGGAAAAUGAAAUAAAUUAAAUUAUGCGUUUCCGUCCACUAAUUAUGUAUUUCCAUACAAUGCAUAGCACGUUUUUCACUUAAUCAGGAAAAAAAAUUUAUUCACUGAAAUCUAUUAUAACCUCAAGAAUUUUGUUCUUGUAAUCUUUAUAAAAGUACCCUGAUCUGAUACAGUUCUGCAAUAACCAGGCUAAUCUCUGGCAUUCAGAAAAUCACAGGAGAACUUAGAAUGUGUAUGCUUGCACUCAGUCAAUAGAACACAAGCCAGUGAAGUGCCUAAAUGCUGUUCAUAAAUCCCUUUUAAGUGGUAAUUGUGGUCAUAUUGGUUCAGUUUGAUCACAAGUCCUGUGUGUAUGAGAACAGGAAUACCUCAAAUUACAUCACUUUAAUAUCUGUUUAUUUCAAGUGAACCUGUCACCUAAAAUGUAUGAUUAAUCAACAGAGCAUAAAAACUGUCUAGGUGUUGUCCUACAAAGUAUUAUAAGAGUCAAAAUAUGUUUAAUAAUACAUUCCAGCCAAAAUCCAGUCAAGCAAAUCAUGCUUGUUUUAUUAACUGCCAGUGUUUAUAAAAUACCACACGCCUGGUAAGAGUGCAUUCUUCUUAGUCUAGGAAAAGAUAUGAAACAAGUUAGAAGGAUUUAGAAUACAAAAUGAGCUUUUGAUCAGAAAGAAGUUUGGGUGUACAUCAAUGGUAUAUGUUCCAACAUUUCAAAUGGACAAUUUUAAAUAAUGACAAUUUUAGGGAUGUGAGUUGGGGUAUGACCAUGGGCAGGGCUGUUUGGAGAUGUUCUAGGUGAUUUUGUAGUAAUUUGUGCAACUAAAAUGUAAUUUAGAAGAAAAACAAUGUAUCUUUACUUACACAGACUGGUUUCUAAACACAUGUAUUGUUGAAUAAAGACAAAUUACUGUGAGAAAAAUAGCUGUGGAGCUCUGGUAUACACUCAAACACACUAACAAUAUGGAGCAUUUAGAUAAUAUAUAUAUAUUAAGAUAGAAAAGUGGGACAAAGGGAUUUGGGCCCAAAAUAGGGACUGUACCUUCUAAAUAGGGACACUUGGGAGAUAAGCAAUUGACAAAAUAGGUUAUAAGCACAAGAACUAAGAGAGGCUGUGGGGACUUAAAGGGGAUGUCACUUUUCUGGAAUUUAUACCAUUGAAUAAAAUAUAAAAAUGCACCUAUAACACUCGUGUUAACCUUUUAUUCAUGGAUGUUACAAUUUCUUUUAAAUUUCGAUUUCUCAAAUUACAACAUAAUCUAGUAAAGGAAAAGCCAGGGCAAAAACUACAAGUGAACAGGCGAAAUAUAAACAUUGGGGAUUACGUACAAAAAAUGGUUGCAUACCGAAAAGUUGUCUAAAGUACUAAAACUGGCACACUCACUAUAGAAACUAGUGGAAUCGCAGGCAUAUUGCAUUGGUGACUUCUCACCUUUUCCCUGUUUUUGAAUGACUGCGGUGUUGGCAUCUUUACGGUUGUAUAGUAACAUUUUUAACCCUAUAAGGAAAGUCUGUCAUCAUAUUAAGCUGGUCCUUAAAGACCCUUAAGUGGCACUGUCACCACUGUCUGGGGUGUUUGCAGAAUUUGCAAAGACCCCUGAUAGUGAGAUCACCGCUGGGGAUCCAGUGGCUUGGAGAAAUAGGUGCAAAUGUGAUCACUAGGGGACAGCCACUGGAUGUUGAUUUUUUUCACAUAGUAAGUGAGAAGUUACCAGUUGAGGAGCAGAGAAAAGUAAAAAACAUCUCCUCUUCUUUUU
This is a messenger RNA of Pelobates cultripes (western spadefoot toad), 70443 nucleotides long. Lineage: Eukaryota; Metazoa; Chordata; Amphibia; Anura; Pelobatidae. The record is from the annotation of a GenBank genome assembly.